Molecule: messenger RNA, 58721 nt
Organism: Pan troglodytes (chimpanzee)
Lineage: Eukaryota; Metazoa; Chordata; Mammalia; Primates; Hominidae
Gene: PCDH9
Product: protocadherin 9
Exons: 4
Coding region: 733-3996 (1087 amino acids)
Biological process (GO): homophilic cell-cell adhesion
Cellular component (GO): plasma membrane
Molecular function (GO): calcium ion binding
Source: RefSeq, a predicted model, not a curated record
CUCCCUCUGGGCUUAUUGAGAGUUAUACCAAGAAAUUCAGUUCAGAGAGAGGAGAGGGAGAAGGAGAGAGGGGCAGAGGAGAAGGGAGAGAGGGAGAGCACGCGAGACGGAAAGGAGCGCCUCAGAGUCUCUGAAGCACGCAAGAGAUAACCGAUUAGGAAUUUUUCGGGCAACUGUCACCCGGAUAGCUGUCAGAGAAUCAUCAUCGCCGCAACUCUGACGUUUCCUACAAGAAGUUAGAGACUUAAGCAGUAUUGGCAUCGGAUGGAAAUGGUAUGCAUGCUGCUGUGGAAAAUAUCCCUGAGCUGAAGAAGUGCAACUGGAUGUUGUGUGUGUGCUAAAUGCCCAGAAAAACCCAGACCCAGUGGGUAAGAGAGACGAAAUGUGGAGAGAAUGACUAACGACAAAUCCGUGAAUUUGUUCUCUGGAGUUGCUAAUUUGCCAGCCCGAAGCAACACAUUUUACAAGGAGGAAACAUUUUGCUGCUUCUGAUUUCUCCCCAAACUGGUGCUACCAGAUGCAUGGCUUUCUAUGUGUUGGAACAAAUCAUUCCUAACUGCAGCAUACCGGGAAAGGGGAAAGGUUGAGGCAACUAACUGGCUGUCUCCAAAUAAGUGAUGAGAUAUAAUGCAUCCUCCAGUCCAUGCACGCUUCCUCUUGCAAUUUGUGCAUCAUUCCUCAGUGGAAACCUUUAAACCCUAAAAUCCAGGAAAAGAAAAUAAAUACAUUAUCAUGGACCUGAGGGAUUUUUACCUGUUGGCUGCUCUGAUUGCCUGUUUAAGGCUGGAUUCCGCAAUAGCUCAAGAACUUAUUUACACUAUUAGAGAGGAAUUGCCUGAAAAUGUGCCCAUAGGAAACAUACCAAAGGAUCUGAACAUUUCUCACAUCAAUGCUGCCACAGGGACCAGCGCCAGCCUUGUCUACAGACUGGUUUCUAAAGCUGGGGAUGCCCCUUUGGUGAAAGUAUCCAGCAGCACUGGGGAAAUUUUCACAACCUCCAACAGAAUAGACAGAGAAAAACUCUGUGCUGGCGCCUCAUAUGCUGAGGAGAAUGAGUGUUUCUUUGAACUUGAGGUGGUGAUCCUCCCCAAUGAUUUCUUCAGGCUGAUCAAAAUAAAAAUAAUUGUCAAGGAUACCAAUGAUAAUGCCCCCAUGUUUCCAUCUCCUGUCAUCAAUAUUUCCAUUCCAGAAAACACUUUGAUCAACAGCCGCUUUCCAAUUCCAUCAGCAACAGAUCCUGACACAGGCUUCAAUGGUGUACAGCAUUAUGAAUUGUUAAAUGGGCAGAGUGUUUUUGGACUGGAUAUCGUGGAAACUCCAGAGGGAGAGAAGUGGCCACAACUGAUUGUUCAGCAAAACUUGGAUAGAGAACAGAAAGAUACGUAUGUGAUGAAAAUCAAAGUAGAGGAUGGAGGCACUCCACAGAAAUCCAGUACGGCCAUACUACAGGUCACAGUAAGUGAUGUAAAUGACAACAGGCCAGUGUUUAAAGAGGGUCAAGUGGAGGUGCAUAUUCCAGAGAAUGCUCCCAUAGGUACCUCUGUAAUUCAGCUCCAUGCCACUGAUGCAGAUAUAGGCAGUAAUGCUGAAAUCCGGUACAUUUUUGGUGCCCAGGUCGCCCCUGCAACCAAAAGACUCUUUGCUUUAAAUAAUACUACUGGGCUGAUUACAGUUCAGAGGUCCUUAGAUAGAGAGGAGACAGCCAUUCACAAAGUGACAGUGCUGGCUAGUGAUGGCAGCUCCACUCCUGCUCGAGCAACGGUUACCAUCAAUGUCACCGAUGUAAAUGAUAACCCUCCUAAUAUAGACCUCAGGUACAUUAUAAGUCCCAUCAAUGGCACCGUGUAUUUAUCUGAGAAAGAUCCUGUCAAUACAAAGAUUGCCCUAAUUACAGUUUCAGAUAAGGACACAGAUGUGAAUGGCAAAGUGAUCUGUUUUAUUGAAAGAGAGGUCCCAUUUCAUUUGAAGGCGGUAUAUGACAACCAAUAUUUGUUAGAGACCUCUUCUUUGUUGGACUAUGAGGGCACCAAAGAAUUCAGCUUUAAAAUUGUUGCCUCUGAUUCUGGGAAGCCCAGUUUAAAUCAGACUGCCCUGGUAAGGGUUAAGCUUGAGGAUGAAAAUGACAACCCACCAAUUUUCAACCAGCCUGUAAUUGAGCUGUCAGUUUCUGAAAACAACCGACGUGGGUUAUACUUAACAACUAUUAGUGCCACAGAUGAAGACAGUGGGAAAAAUGCAGACAUUGUUUAUCAGCUUGGACCGAAUGCCUCCUUCUUUGAUCUGGACCGAAAAACAGGAGUUUUGACAGCCUCCAGAGUCUUUGACAGAGAAGAACAAGAACGAUUCAUUUUUACAGUAACUGCCAGGGACAAUGGGACCCCUCCCCUCCAAAGCCAAGCGGCUGUGAUUGUUACUGUUUUGGAUGAGAAUGACAAUAGCCCCAAGUUUACUCAUAAUCAUUUUCAAUUUUUUGUGUCUGAGAAUCUGCCAAAGUAUAGUACUGUGGGGGUAAUCACAGUGACAGAUGCAGAUGCUGGAGAGAAUAAAGCUGUGACUCUUUCCAUUCUAAAUGACAAUGAUAAUUUUGUGUUGGAUCCCUAUUCUGGAGUCAUAAAGUCAAAUGUCUCAUUUGAUAGAGAGCAGCAGAGUUCCUACACUUUUGAUGUCAAAGCCACUGAUGGAGGACAACCACCUCGUUCCUCUACUGCAAAAGUAACUAUCAACGUCAUGGAUGUCAAUGACAACAGCCCAGUUGUCAUUUCUCCACCGUCUAAUACUUCCUUUAAGUUGGUGCCCCUCUCAGCCAUUCCUGGCUCCGUGGUAGCAGAAGUUUUUGCAGUGGAUGUUGACACUGGAAUGAACGCUGAACUAAAGUAUACUAUAGUGAGUGGAAACAAUAAAGGCUUAUUUCGGAUUGAUCCAGUAACAGGUAACAUUACUCUGGAAGAAAAACCAGCACCUACUGAUGUGGGAUUGCAUCGUUUGGUGGUCAACAUAAGUGACCUGGGGUACCCUAAGUCUUUGCACACGCUUGUGCUUGUAUUCCUUUAUGUUAAUGACACUGCUGGAAAUGCCUCCUAUAUCUAUGACUUGAUCCGCAGGACUAUGGAGACCCCGUUGGACAGGAACAUAGGGGAUAGUAGCCAACCCUAUCAAAAUGAGGACUAUCUAACCAUCAUGAUUGCCAUCAUCGCCGGUGCCAUGGUGGUCAUCGUUGUGAUCUUCGUCACCGUUCUGGUGCGCUGUCGCCAUGCAUCAAGGUUCAAAGCAGCUCAGAGGAGCAAGCAAGGUGCCGAAUGGAUGUCCCCAAACCAGGAGAACAAGCAAAACAAGAAAAAGAAAAGAAAGAAAAGGAAGUCUCCCAAAAGCUCUCUUUUGAACUUUGUUACUAUCGAAGAGUCCAAACCCGAUGAUGCAGUUCAUGAACCUAUCAAUGGGACAAUAAGCCUGCCGGCUGAACUGGAGGAGCAAAGUAUAGGAAGAUUUGACUGGGGCCCGGCACCUCCAACAACAUUCAAGCCUAACAGUCCUGACCUGGCCAAGCACUACAAAUCUGCUUCUCCACAGCCUGCUUUUCAUCUCAAACCAGACACUCCAGUUUCCGUGAAAAAGCACCACGUGAUUCAGGAACUCCCUUUGGACAACACCUUUGUCGGAGGUUGUGACACCCUUUCUAAACGCUCUUCCACUAGUUCAGAUCACUUCAGUGCCUCAGAGUGCAGUUCCCAAGGAGGCUUCAAGACAAAGGGCCCCUUACACACCAGACAGUGUAACUCACACAGCAAAAGUGACAAUAUUCCUGUCACUCCUCAGAAAUGUCCCAGCUCCGCGGGUUUCCACAUUCAGGAGAAUGAAGAAAGCCAUUAUGAGAAUCUUAUGCAUGAGAGAGAAAGAGAGAUUCUGGGGCCAAAACCACCAGGAGAUCCAUAUGCCACAGGUCAGACAUCGAGUUUGAAAUUGAAUAUUAUAAUUUUGUUUUUAAACUUUAUGAAAUAAGUAAUGGAUUUUAUGAGGGAAUUGAACGGAAGGACUAAAGACACAGUUUAGAUGAUGAUCGGCAAGUCAUACAGUGAAAUUAAUGUCUUGCAACCUGAGGAUGAGGACAAUUUUUAAUGGAAUGUAAGAGAGUAGAAUAGAAUAGGUUGUAUAGAAUAGAAAAAAAUAGGUUAGAAUGGAAUAGCAUGAGGAAACAAUGGCAACGUGAAAAAUUAGAAGAGAAUAAAACAUAUUAGGUUAUGUUAGAGUGCAUCUCAUAUAGCAUAGUUAAAUAUUAUUUCAGUUAAACUUUUAGUUGUAUAUGUUAUUGUGUGCACAUGUGUUUUUAUUGCAUCUCAGUGUGGGUUGAUCAUUGUAAGUCAAGGUCCAAAGUUUGAAAACCACUGACAAAAAAAUAGCUCAUACUUAUGUACCGCUUCUUAUUUAUCAUAUAUUUCUUUAAAACCCUUUGAUUGUAUUGAUUAAACUAAAGGUAAAAUCUCCUAUGGCUUCUUAUUUAUGGUUGAAUAAGUGAAGGCAUCAAGAGAUGACCUGUAUAGUCAUUUAGCAGAUAAAGGGCUGUGCUGGAUUAAACCCCAGAUAAGCUGUGCUCUUAGCCACUAAUCUAAGGCUUCUGACAAAAAUGGCAGCAGACCCAGGAUUGGAGAGGAGCCCUCUGAUUCACAGUGUAAUACAAUACUGUUUUACUUAAUCAGUUACCUCUUCUGUUAGACCAAAUCCCAAUCCUAAAUCAGAAUUUAUUGAUAUAUGUUUCAUGGAUUAUUUGUUGGGACUAAAUGAAGUUGAGAAGGUUCAUCCUCCAUGCAUUCAACCGGUGAUUCGCAAUCAGAUUUACAUAAACAUGCAUUUAACAAACUUAACGUAAAUUAAUCUAUUUACAUUUGUUUAACCCACUCACUUGUAAAAUUAUUUGAUUAUAAAUGAUACUCAAAGAACACAUAUUCCAUACAACUUAUUUUGGAGAAUGCUGGCCUAGGUCAUGCAUGAUCCUAUAUGAUUAAACAGAUUUUCUAAUAUUAUAAUCAAGAUUCUUAAAAUUUAAGUACAGUUAAUCCUCCAUUUUUAAACAACAUGCAAAUCAGAAAUUUAAAAAAGACACGAAUAUAUGAUAUCAAAGAUGUGCUUGUAUGUAUGUGUACAUAUUAUCUGCACACUUGUUAUGAAAGAUGUAAGGGUAUUUUUUAAAGUCCCUGCUUCUACCUUGUAUUUUAGAUAUAAUCUUCAAAAUAUAUGCCCAGCAUAUUAUUUUCAAAUGAAUAUUCAUUCAAAUAGCAGAAGCCCAAAGACUUUCUUACACAGCCUAAAGCCUUCCUGAUUUUGGUAUUGUUUCCCUUUAUAAAAUACCUUUUUUUAAAGAGACUUACAUGUCUUAUUACAAGUAUGAUAUCUUACUUUUUUCCAUUCAUGCCAAUAUUUAAAAAAUAAGAUAAACAUAAUUUUUCUGGUUUCUAAACACUUUACAAUGUAGCAAAGCCCAAAUUCUGUGAUAUGUUGCAAUGAUUGCACAAAUACUGCUCUAUAGUGAAGAAUGACACAUAUGUAGCUAAAUUUUGGAUGUCAGGCCACUCCAGCUUCACUGUUAGGUAAUGUAUAAAAGCUUGAAUUUUGCAUAAAAUGGACAUCUUAUUAUGGACAUUCUAUUAAUUGUAACAUAUUAAACGUACAUUUUAUAUGGUUUAAAGUAUAUUUGGUAAAGGUAACUACUUAUAUAUAUAUAUCUACUUACAUUACCUGUGUGUGUGUAUAUAUAUAUACACACACACAUAAUAUAUAUAUAUUAUAUAUACACACACACACAUAACAUAUAUAUAUACACACACACAUAAUGAGGAGUAUACACACACACACACACACACAUAUAAUGUAAGUGGAUUCACAGUGGCCACUUUUAUUAAAAACUAGCUAGUUAGAUUCAUAGGGUAAUAUCAGAGGAGAGGAAAAAAUAUUAUUUAAUUGAUACUUUAUUAUAAUAUUUCAAGUUUUAAUAGGCCACAUCAUUUAUUUCCAACUUCAAAUUGGAAUAAAAGUGAGAGGAAUGCCAGCACAAACUGUUUUAGAGUCUGUUUUCUAGCUACAGAAGGUGAAGGGCCCUGAAAUCCAGGACUCACAUUCUCUCAAAUAAUUCAACUCAGUGCUGGAGUCUAAAGAUGAUACAAAAAGCAAAACAAAACAUAAAACAAAACAAAACAAAAAUAGAAUACAUGUAGAGUUUAUAGUGAAUUAUAAAAUAAUGAAGUUCACUCAUUUAAAAUAUACUAAAUAUGUGAAUUUAGUCCACAUGCAGAAAUGGUGCUUUUUAAAAAGCAUACGCUGGGGAAGAUGUUUAUACUUUUUGAAACUGAUCUCAUAGUCUAAUACUAUUCUAUUGCUGUAUAAUUAUUUCCAUAUUUAUCCCUGGAAGCCAAGCUACUUUUAAAUGCUCUUUCUGGCUAAAUUAUGUCAGUUUUGACUCAAUAGGUAUUUAGGACAUAACAUCUAUCUAAAAUGAACAGCUAGGAUACAAUUUCAGCAAAUCUUAUAUUACUAUUUAGUUUUAAGCAAUUUGUAGGCAUGCAUUUUUUCCAAAAUUUCACAGGAUGUUUAAUAUUUUUUCUAAAGUGGUGGUUGGUUUGUUCAUUCAUUUAUCCGCCUAGUUAUAUAAGAAGCAUUUCUGCUGAGGCCAUGGAAAGGAAAAAGCAAGAACCAUUUUGGUGAGUCCAAUCUUGAUUCAGAAUGUAUUUAGAAAACAUAAUAUGAUAGUAAUAUCUUAAAUAAGACAAAUAUUGAUACAAUAAGGACAGCCAAAUUUAUAUUCAAGAUAUGGAUUGGAAAAAUACAUAAACAAAUGGUGGUAGUUUACAAUAUAAUACUAUGCAGCAGUAAAAAGAAACCACUGACACAGGCAAUACCAUGGAUGAACCUCAACACUAUCGUGCUAAGUGGAAGAGAAAAAAACAAGCAGACACAGAAGGCUAUAUGCUGCAUGAUUUUAUUUCUGUGACAUUCUGGAAAAGGCAAAGUGAUAGGGACAUAAAUCAGAUAGGUGGUUGCCAGGAACUGGGGAUUGAAGGAAGGCAUUAAGUACAAAGGGGCACAGAGGAAGUUUUUGAGGCAAUAUAAAUGUUCCAUAACUUGAUUGUAGUGGUGGUCUAUCAAAGAAAAUUUACACUGACAGAGUUAAACAGACAAGGAAGAUUUUAUUCAAGACUACUGCAAUAGAUGAGAGAGGGGGAACUGAACUCAAUCGAAACAAAAGGCAGGAGAGUUUUUAAGCUCUUAAACUAGUGGAAAAAUAUUGGAGGCUAUUAGGUGAUAGAUUGGUCAAUGUGAUUAGGCCAUCUGAGCUUGCUAAUUGCCUUUUUAUAAAAGUUCGGCUCUUGCCUUCUCACUAAGACUAGGAGAUAGGGGUGCUAUCUUUCUUGAUGAAUUCAUUUCAAAGGGAUGACUUCCAGGUACUUGAGAAAGACCAUCCUCAUUUGUAAAAGUGGCAAUCAGCAACUUCUCAAAAGAGCAGAGAAAGAAUUUACAAUUGCAAGUUUUCUAGAGUAAAUGCCUUAACCAAAAAAAAAAAAAAAAAAGUUCAGAAGUCUACAGUUAGGAGGAAGUUUGUCUAAAGUUUAGUCAAGCUAAGCAGAAGGUUAAGAGUGUCUUAGUCAGGUUCCAUGACUACAUGUGUUUUUCAGAACUCAUAAAAUUACUCCUAAAAGGUUGAAUUUUACUAUAUGCAAAUGAUAACCCAAUAAACCUGACAUUUUAAAAAGUGUAGCUAGGAAAGAUGUCAUUAUUGUCAGAGAACAAGAGCAGUAGAAUAAUGACGCUAUGCAGGAAGAGAAAAGUAAGAUUAUCACCCUAGAGAAUGAAUUUUUUCUUUUCCAUGUAGAGAACAUCUAAUAUCUUUCAUUAGUGACAUGAUAAUUUACAAACCUAAUAUUUUGCCAGAUACCCGGGCUCUGCUAAGAAAUACAAAACAGAGACCAUCGUUGCUAUAGAUAAUAAAAUGGGUUUGCUUGCAUUUCUUUUUGUUUACUGAAUUGUUAAGAAGAGCAAGAAGCUGUUACCCAGAGUAAUGUAUUUGAUUAAAAUCAAUACACCAAUACAUCCAAAUGCUAUCCCCAAACUCAUCAUCCCCAUGGCUUCACAGAAUUGAAGCAAUUGUCCUAUUUUUUCGCCAACAAGCGAUGUACAUAGGUAAAAAACAUCUCAGCAGGAGUGAACUUUGCUUUAUUGAAUUGUGCCUCUUUCUCAAAAUGCAAUAGUACAGUGGCAGAAAGAGAAAAGAGAGGUUCUGUAUUUUGACUCUAUACUGCUGAAUGCUUCAUUUUAAUUCUAGAACCAGAGAGUGUUUAUUCUCCUGGUAGUAGCAGUCGGAGGGCAAAGUUCUCAUUUUUACCAUGGAGUAAGUGAUAAGGAGUUGGGAGCAGGGAACCAAGAUCUCCAGGGGACAGUAUGCUUUAUGUAUCUUAUUAACAGGAAUCAUAAAUGUUUCUCCUCCACUUGAGUCACUUCAUUGAAAAUACAAAAAGCUCAUUUACCAGCACCCAUGGGCAUAAGAAUCAUAGAAGCAAUCAAUUAACACAAAUACUUUCCCUCUGAAGCUCGCUCGUGACCUUGAGAUAUGUGACGAAUGACUUAAAGAAUGAAACAGAUAGAAGUUUCGUGCUAAACCAAAAAAAUUAUGUUCUUCCACAUGUUGAAGAGAAAUAAAAUGGAGAAAGCUAGAUAUAUGUUUAGUUUAAAUAAGACCCAAUAAAUUCUAUAACUGCUUCGUGUGGCUUUGGCCUUGGAUCAGAGGUACUCAGUCUAUACAGUAAUCAGGACUUUCUCAAUACACCUCAGCCUGUUACAGUUCUUACCACAUUUACUUUCUCAAUACGAUAGUACUUUACAGCUAUCUACUCGCUUAUGGCCAGAGUUCCUAGCAGUUAUUGAUAACCAGACCAUAGACUUUGUAUCUCAACCAGCACAGGCAGGAGGAAGGCAAUCAGCACAGUGAAUUUCCUAACCUGGAUCUAUCUUCCUGAAAGUUGAAGAUGAUGACUAACUUCUACAAUUGAGCUUGUGAUUCUCACUGUGGCAAAACUUCUUAUGUCAUUUUUAUUUUUAGCUCUUUGGCACAAUUAUAGAAAAUUAUUGUAGGAAAAUCACAGCUUCUGUAAAGAGGAGCCCUGACUGCUUUUAAGAGCUUCUGAAUGUUGGGAAAGCUCACAAGCUCUGUGCAGUGCAUUUCUUUGUAGAGAAAGGCAGAUAAAAAUUUGUUUACUAAAAGAAUGAAGUAAAAUUGCAUGAUACUUUCAGAUUGUCUUUCCUGUUCUCUGCCUCCUUUUUCUGAACCCUGCCUUUUCUGCCCUUUGCCUCAGCUGAUAUUAAAAAUGUCUACUCUUCUAAGGCCCAUCUUUCUCUUCAAAAAUCACUUUUCUGUGAUCUACCUGCCCAUUUUCUUUCCUCUUUUUAAAAUUUUCUUUUUAUUUAUUUAUUUUUUGGGGGGACAGGAUGAUAUUUAUUUUUUAUUUUUUUAUUUAUAUUUUAUUUUUUUCUGUCACCCAGGCUGGAGUGCAGUGACGUGAUCAUGGCUCACUGCAGCCUCUACUUCCUCGGCGCAGGCUCAAGCAAUCCUCCCACCUCAGCCUCCCGAGUAGCUGGGACUGCAAGUUUGUGCCACCACACCCAGCUAAUUAUUAUUUUUUAAAUUUUUUGCAGAGAUGAAGCCUCACUAUGUUUCCCAGGCUUGUCUUGAAUUCCUGGGCUCAAGUGAUCCUCCCACCUCAGCCUCUCAAAGAGCUGCUAUCAUAGGCACGAGCCACUGGACCUGGCUGGUGGUCCAUUUUUUUGAGUGUGCAGCAGAACUAAUCUUGGGGAACAUAUAGUUGAUGAGAAUGGCAAUUUUGAUUAGCCAGUUUCCCAUUUCACUCUCACUGAGAUGCAAGUGAGUAAAAUGAGUUAGCAUAAUAGCCAGAGGUGUUUGCAAGCUGAGUUCAGUAAAACCAUGUCACAGUAAUUUGAUAUAUCAUAGAGUGACUUUUCAAAAACUAGAAAAUAUGUGGAUAAAAUUUCAGAAAACUACCUAUAUAACAAUAUACCUUUAUCGUCCACAUUAUGCAUAUGAUCAUCCCUUGAUUUAAAAGCAAUAUUAUGACUUUUAGGUUCGUAACAAUAGACUUUUUUAGAUAUCCUUGUUAUGUGGAAAAAUGACAUUAACAUUUUGCAAUCAGGUUUUUUUAAGUAGCUUUAUCAAUAUGAGUAUGCUUUAACUUCUAAAUUAGUGCCUAGUUUAUUUACAAUACCAGAGAUGGUGUGAAAUAAAGAUAUGAAUGGAAGAUCUCAGCAAUAUUCUAUAACAUAAUUCUUACAUAAUAUUCACUUCUGAAUGUAUAUUAGUAAUUAGCGCAUUAAUACUAACAUAGCUAGUGCUUAAGUAUAGCAGCAGCUAGUGGUGAUAGUACUUUCCGUGAUUUCAUAUUGUUGUAAGUGCAUGCUGUUUAUGAGGGCACUCUAUAGUUGCAAAUUAGUUCAUUCUUUGUUUGAAAAUUUCAAAAUGCCUUUACUAACAUCUCCACAUUAUACAAAUAUACUUGUGUUUCCUUUCCUACUUUGUUUGUUAAAAAAAAUCUCUGCUGUAGAAAAUAGAACGUAGCAUUUUUUUUUCUAGGGCAGAAUGCACGUCUCCGUUUUUAAUGCAUGAGCAGGCGUUUUGGUUCAUUAAGCUCAGUGGCACUGAUAGUAAACUAAAGAGGAAUGAAAGGAAGAGGAACUGAAAUACCAUCAUCCCACUAAUGAUACUGAAGCUGCUCAGCUUUAUUGGGAGACUGCCCAGACAUUCACUAAUAGAAGGCAUGGUCCAGGAUGUGAACUUGGUGAUGCGGUGCCAAAAUUGCAAAUCCAGAAAAAAAAAGGCAUUGCUAGAAGAUUUUCUGGAAUAAUUUAAUGAAUUGUCUAGAAAUACAGGGUGUGUGUGUGUGUGUGUUAUUAUAUUUGUUGGUGGGCGAAUUAGAGAGAGAGCGAACACAAUAGAAUAGAGAAAGGUUAAAAGAAAUAAUGAGAUCGGGGAGUAUUCAGUUACCUCAAGGCUGUGUUAAAUAAACACAGCAAUUCUAUCACAAAAGUAUAUGUAUCUCAGAGUCCAUGAAUUGUAGAAUAUUCAGAUAGUUUGGUGUCACUUUAUAAUUUGGAGAAUUUAGCUCCUGAAUGUUAAAUAAUUUUGAAAAACAUCUUUCUUUUAAAGAAGGGGCUAGAAUGCCUGCUUCUUCAGAUACCCACACACAUCCAUAUCACAUUGCUACUUAGCUGUUUACUGAUACCUAGUUAUAAUAAUUAACAUUAUGAUUUCUUUCAUAGAUGAAUAUUAUUGUUCCAAGUUCACCCCUGCAAAUGAGGGAGUAUACAGAAAUGUACCCUUUCAAGCUGGAAGGAAGAAAACAGAUUCUCUGUUCAAAUUGGGCUUAUGCCCAGUUUGAACAGAGAAUCACUCAGCUGUGGAUGGUAGCUUUCGUGGCCUCUGGCUAACACAAACUCCUCAGUGGCUUUUCAAAGCCACUUAGAAUCAAGUUCCAGCAAGCUCAAAGUAGAAGCUGCAGCUGCAGACACUGAGGAACACCUAUGUAGCCUAGACUCAUGCUCACAGCCCCCUUUCUGAUUUUAACUCUGCUUGUUUUGCACGGGAGAUUGGAAGGUAAAUAGAGAAGGGGUGUUUCUUUCACCCAAUUUUCUCUUCCUUUUCUGCAACCCCUCAGGGUGAGCUAAACCUUUUGGAAAUUGGUCAGUUAUACUCUGAAAAACACAGAUCAGAGAUUGAGCUUAGUGACCUCUUUGCCCUUUAAAAAAGAGCCAAACAGAGAAUUCCCUUUUAUAAGUUUAAUGGCCCAACAAAGGCAAAUGAAUUAACAGAACAAAAACAGUAAGAAGGUCAGUUGUGAUCACUGUACCUGAGUUCAUGUUCUCCAUUGAAACGUGGUGUGAAAAUCGAUCCAUGGUUAAAGCUUUUCCUGCUGAGGAGACUUCACUAAUGAGAAAAAAAAUGGUAUUUUAUUAAAAUACCAGAGGAUCCUAUGGGGUAGAGCAUGAAACAUAUGGAAAACACGGAGGAAAAAUCUAGCAGAGAUAUCCUUAAAUACAAAUUAGUUUUUAGAUAAAGAAAACAGUUUCGUGAGAAGAAGUAUAAGCUAUUUCUGGGUCUAAGGUAUUUGGAGCCCAGCAGAGAUCUCCAUUUACUAUCAGUGGUAUUACAAUUCUUCCAUUCUAUUUCAAGUUUUAUUCUUAUAAGUUUCAAAAUAAAUAUAGAGGAGAAAUUAAGUUUUACCAAGUAGGAGACUAAAAGGCCUUUAUUAAACUAAAAGCAUCUUAGAAUUCAGUAACAUCAGCUAGUGAAUUGGAACAUUAGCUAGUUUGGCAAUAUAAAUGCAUAAUCCCAAUUGUUACUUGAACUCUUUCUCUCUUUCUCAUAAAGAAUUCAAAAUCUUAAAAAUAUUCUAUAAUAUAAAUUAUUGUUUUAUAUCAUCAUGGCUCAAAACUAAGUACAUUUAAUACAGAAUAACCCAGCUAAUUAAGUAUAUUGUUUUAAUCUUCAAUUUAACAUACAUGUACUAGCAUAUUGCUUAUCUACUGCUACACAUAUAUAUUUUCCUAGGCAUUUUAGAGAUACAUAUUUAUUGAAUUCCUAACUCCUACACUCAUGUUUUCUAGAGCUUGAGACAGAUCCUACACAUACAUCUUCAUUGCCACCCAUUUUGAACUGUAUGCUGUAACAGGGCAAAAAGUUGGAAGAAGAGUAGAAGUUGAGAUAGAUUCAGGCUGAUAUAUCAAGGAGUGUCUCAAGGAAAUUGUGUAAUUUGAGCAGAACAUCAGAGAGUACUAGGAGAGCAUCAGAAGAUUAGAGCUUAAUCAGGAAAAAAAAUAUCAUGGGAGUAGUACCGUCUAGGCAAAUGACAUAGCAAAAGUGAGGGGCAGAGGAUGGAAAAAUUCAGGGUAUAUUGUGGUACAGGGAGUACACUAUCAGGAGAGAGAAAUUUUAAUCAAUUUUAUUGCUGAUAUGAAUUUGUAAACCAGAAAUAAUAUUCAGGCAGUAAAGACUUACUGAGAUAGGCAGUAAUAGAAUAUAAGAAUAUAAAUGCUUUAAAAUAUUUUUGAGAGACACAGUAUGUAACUUGUCAUUUUUUUGUAGUUCCCUAAAUUUAUCGUAAAGAAAAUUUCUCUUUCAUGCAGUAAUGUUUUGGGAGAUGAAAAAGAAGAUAAAACUUAAAUCAAUUAGAUUCAUUUGGCAUAUCUCCUUUCUUUCCUUUUCUUCUUCCUCAAAGGUAUCUCUUCUAUUUGAAUACCUUAAAAUGCUGCAAACUUGGUCAGUCCACAGAAUCAUUUAUGGUCUGACCAACUGUCAGUAUGUUAGCUAAUAAAAAUAUUAUAAUGUAGGAAAGCCAGUCUUGCUUUGGAAUCCUUUUCUUAUGCUAUUUUUCCUUUUACCUUCUGCUCCUUCAAAAUGAACAUCACCACCACCAACUCAGUCUCUCAACAUACAUCUACAGAAAAUCAGCCUAACUCACAAGAUUCUUUCAAUACUGCAAAGACUUUGGAUGGCUUGGUGAGUGCAGGACAUUACACUCACACAAAUUAAGAAUCAGAGACAAAGUUAAAAUUCCUAACAGCGAUGUGCUAAUUACUAUAUUGCAGAUGCUAUGGGAAUACACAGAAACAAUUGGAUUCUGAUAGAGGCCAAGUUGAAGAACCAGUAGUGGAUGAAUUUUAAGAACUAUCUUAAAUAAUGACCAGAAAUUCAGUAGGUGGGAAAUUAAAAGCAAGAACGCUUAAAGUGGCCAGGCACGGUGGCUCAUGCCUGUAAUCCCAGCACUUUGGGAGACAGAGGCAGGCGGAUCACUUGAGGUCAUGCGUUCAAGACCAGCCUGGCCAACACAGUGAAGCCAUCUCUACUAAAAAUACAAAAAUUAACUGGGCAGGGUGUGUGCCUGUAGUGCCAGCUACUCAGGAGGCUGAGGCAGGAGAAUCGCUUGAACCUGGGAGGCAGAGGUUUCAGUGAGCCAAGAUCAUGCCACUGCACUACAGCCUGGGCAACAGAGUGAGACUUGGACUCAAAAAAAAAAAAAAAAUGAAUGCUCAAGAUGAAGGGAACAACAGACAACAGGUUAGAAAUGAAGGAGCUAAGGUGUAAGCAUGCAGUUGUGUACAGGAGAAGAGUGAGCACUUCUCAAACAAUGUCCAAUGAGAAGGUGUUCUGUGGAAAAGCAGCAGCGACAAACAAGCAAACACAAACACAAAAUCCUAACACAGCCACCAUAUCAUAGUGUAACAAAGGCAAAUAUUAAAAACCCCAGGUUUCUUUCUUGAAGGCCUUUUUUUAACUCCUUUAAUAAACUAAUGUAUUUUAUUACUCUCUCAUAAAAGGAGCAUUCCCUCAUUAAAGAAAUGGUUGUGCUUAGAACCAUUAUUUCAAGGGGUGUUUAAUGGGACUGGUAGUCCAUGGAACACAAUGUGAGAAAGGCUGAGUUAGAAUAUCUUCAGUCAGCAAAUGAAAUAUGGCUGUUUUGUUAGAGAAAGGGAGACAGAGGUAUUCUACAUUCAUUGGAUACCUGAAAAUGGGACAUAUUCUUUCAAACAAACAAAUGCACACACACACACACAUUAGUGCUGAUUAUACAUCCGGCAACACACCUGUGACACUGUAAGCUCAUGAAAAAUGAGUUAAAACCCAGCCUUAGUCUCUAUGUAACUCACAGCUGUGUUCAAGGUUUAAAAAGGAGUUAAAUUAUUAUUUUCACCUCUAGAAAUAAUUGAACAUUCGUAGGUAGCAUUUGAUCAGAUCCUUAGAGGUGAUGUAGAUAUAUAUAAAGGGAUUUCUAGGCAGAGGAAAAAACAUAAAUCAAAGUUUGUCCAGGGCUUCAGGGGGUGGUGAAGAACCUUGGUUUGACUGAAUGUGUGCAGCAUGUGUUGAAAAUAAAAGAUGAGAAAAAUGAGAAAAAGCAUUUAAUUUUAUCUGGACACUGAAGGACACUGAAUGUCAUGAUAAGGACUUUGAAAGUCAUUCUCUAGAUAGUGUGAAAUUGUGAGUUUGUGAAUUGUGACAUCAUAAAAAGGAAGAAAUGUGGAGGACUUCACGAGGUCAGUAUUAUUUAUCUUCAAUUAAGAUAAUGUGGGCUGAUAGACCUUAUGCACUGAGGUAUUUUGUGGAUGACAGUUUUGUUUCAUGAGAUUUAUAUAUUUGUAAAAGUCCUCCUAUAAAGGGACUUCUUUCCCAUUAACUUGUGUCAUAGUAAAAAAGUAGUUGCUGAUACCUUGGAUUUAAACCAGUGAACACAUUGCCAUUGAGUGGCUGCUUUGUGAGUAUGUUUUGAUGGCAUACAAAAUUCAAUUUGUAUUAAAUUUAUCAAAGUGAUAGUCUGAUUGAGGGUAAGUUAUACUUACAUAUAUGACAUUUGGAGGGCAACUAUAUGCUAUAUUGAAUGGAAUUAAAGUAUAAAUACAAUGAAUUUAGAGUACAGGAACAAGAAGGCAACAAAAUUAAAAAAUGGAAAAAACAGAGCCAAGUUUUGAUGGAGGAAGGAAAUUUGGAAAGGUAGAGAGGAACCAUUAAGUUAAGCUGGAAGGAGAAAGCAGGAGCAAAACUGUGGCAUAAAGUUUUAUUGCAUCAUUUGCCUGGCAUUGGAGAGGAAGAGGCAGGAUUCUGACAUCACAAAUAAAUAUUAUUUAUGGAGGAGAAGUUCAUUAAGGACAUAAAAGGCACAUUAUGACAAUCAAGCAUUUCAAUUUAGACCAAGAGUAGAAUAUUUUUAGGUUUUUGAAAAUGUUAACCAGAGUUUCUCCAUGGCACAUGAGAUAAAUGUUAGUUUCAGAAAUGAUGACAUUACCACAAAGAGAACUUCUGAGACACCAGUGUUCCACAAAAAUAGAACACAACUUGUUUUUGAAUUUAGCGGCUUGGCUCUCUAGCCCAAGUAUUCAAUACAAUAGUAAGUUACAUUUACACAAGUGUAAAUUUACUUCAAAGAGAGGAUUGUGUUAUACUCAGAUUUAAUAGUUUAUACAUAAAAUAAUGUCACUACUAAAUUAAGAACAGGUCAUGUAUUUUUAAAGUGUUGCUUAAGGUUAUCUUAGAUAAACCUAUAAAGUUCUCCUGUUCUACCUCCUUAUAACACUAGAGAUAUUUCCUUCCCCAAAUUCCAUAUACACACUGUUUUAUUUCUUUGUCCCAUUUCUAUGGUUAUGAAUUCAAGAAUAUACACAAAUUAGAUAUUUAUAGAAGGCAUUGAAAAUAACUCUGGAGUUUCAGAAAUAGAAUUCUAUAAAACAUAUUAUUUUCCCACACCUUGUACAAUAACCCAUUGUAAAUGAUUUUGUUAUUUUAUUUUGUGAAAUAUCUUCAAGUAAUAUGCUUCAGAAUCAUAUAUUAUUAUAUAUCCCUUAUUGAAUGAUAUGAUUUGGCUUGGCAUCCCCAACCAAAUCUCAUCUUGUAGCUCCCAUAAUUCCCAUGUGUUGUGGGAGGGACCCAGUGGGAGAUUAUUGAAUUAUGAGGGUGAGUCUUUCCUGUGCUGUUCUCUUGAUAAUGAAUGGGUCUCACAAGAUCUGAUGGUUUUAAAAAGUGGGAGUUGCCCUGCACAAGCUGUGUCUUUGACUGCCACCAUCCAUGUAAGAUGUGACUUGCUCCUCCUUGCCUUCUGCCAUGAUUGUGAGACCUCCCCAGCCACAUGAAACUGUGAGUCCAGUUAAACCUCUUUCUUUUGUAAAUUGCCCAGUCUUGGGUAUGUGUUUAUUAGCAGCAUGAAAACAGACUAACACUAAUAUAAAACACUUCCCUAACUCAUAAAUCAAAACUGCAAGUUAUAAUAUUUCACUAAUAGUUCAGUUAACUGCAUUUAGUAGAUCACUAUUACAUAGAUGGCUGUCUAACUACUACUAGCUGACAACCUAUUAUUGUCAGGUAUAUCUGAAAUACUUUGCAUGAAUUAUUGAAUUAUCUCAUUGAAAACUCAAAAUGUAUUAACAUCUUUCAUUUUUUACCCAGGAGAUCACUGAGGUGUAAAAGGUGUAGUAAUUUGCCCAAGGUCAUACAACAGGAUUGGAGUUGGGAUUUGAAUUGUGCCUGUAGAACCUGCAAUUGUUACCACAACAUCACACUCAAUAUUAUCAGAAAUUUUCUAGCAAUAAGCAAUUGCUCUCUAGUUAAUUUUUUGAAUUAUUAUGACAAGUUAAAGGAAAUAACCUAAUAUGUUCCUUGAUCCUAGUGCCCAUUCUAUGCCUUAUUUAUAUCAUGUCAAUGAAAUACACUGUGAGUUAAUUCUUCUCAUGUUGCAGCUAAGAAUCCCUUUUUCUUGCAUAGACCUAAGAAGGGAGUCAGACCUUGAGACAGUUUAAGUCAAUUAAGAUUAUUCAUAUUGGGACUAGAAAAUAUUAAUUGAUAGAGGCUGGGAAAGAUACUUGAAUAAAAUCAGAUUUUUUUUUCUUUAAAUGUAAGCUGGUUUUCCUAUCCAGAAAUGUAAUUAUUUAUUUUUCUACUAUUUUUCUGUAAACCAACAAAGUUUCAGAAUCUUUCUGCUAAUGAUUGCCUGUUUUUAAUUACUAAGAAUAGACCAUCCCAUUUGAAAGGCACUUGUCUCAUCCCUCAUCAAUUCUCAUCUAUUUUGAAGUUGUUGCUAUUCACAAAUGAUGAUGUCUUAUGCUUGAACUUCAUAGGAUGAUUGUACCCAGGGGCUUUUUAGGCAGCUGUGUUUAGUGUCUCAUGGAUAUCAAAAGUAAUGCCCUCACCAUAGCUUCCUAACAAAGUGCUAGUUAUAUAGUAAGUACUAUGAAUCCAAGCAGUGUUUUAUCAUUAUUGCACUUACUUUGAUUUAUUCUUUUGUACUUCAAUAGCACAAUGCAGCCAGCCUCUUGUUUGUUCUAUUCACUGCAGCUAUGCAUUGAGUUGAGUGCUUUGCAGCUAUUCUUCCUUCCAUAAAAACAUCUUCUUUCUUGUCCUGUACCCUGGAGCAUUUUUUGGAUUUGCUUAUAUUCCUUCUGUUUGUGUGUUGGUUCCAGGAUUUGUUUGCAUUCAUUUGUAAUAAACUGUUUUUUUUUCUUGUCUUCAAGCCAAGUUACUAAAAUUAUUUAAAUGUGUCAGUAAUGUCUAAAGGAUGUCUUAUUUCAUUUCCUGUUCUGCUUUUUAAUUUUAUUGUGUUAGGAAUUUUUCAACCUAUUGUAAAUUUAAUUUGAAUGAUUUUUCAUUCAAUUAGACAUUUGUCGUGUUGUCUUACAAAUGCGUUUUUGAGAUUUCCUUUCAUUUUUUUUUCAUAUCUCUAGGUCUGGACAAAAUGAGUAGAGCCAUUUUUUGUCAAAGAUAUCUUUUAGUUGAGGUUAUUUUUAACAGAACAAGGUGAGGAAAUAUACUUCUUUCAUUUGUGCUAUUUAUACAUAAUUAAUCCUAAAUUGCUAUUUGAUAUUUGGAAGUGCAUUAGUUUCUUUUCCAAAGCUAUCAUGUCAUCUGUAAUGAUGUGUAUGUAUGUCCAUCUUAUAGAAGAAAAAAAAUGGCAGCCAACCACUGGGGACUACAAGGAAAGCAAUCAUAUUUAUUCUGCCAGGCUCCCUCAUUCUAGGCAUAUUGUUUUUUUUAAUCAUCUUUUUUCAAUAUAAGAAUACAUUUUAGAGUAGAGGCUAGUCUAUGACUGUUGCCAAAGCAAUUAUGUAGCCAGUUGUAAAAUUAGCUUAAGAUUUGUAUUUGUUUGUUUUUCUGCCACCCUAGAGAAUGCCUCCGCUAGUAUUUGGAAAGUGGGAAUUCCUACUACAUGACAAAACUCAAAAUAAAAGAAAUAUAAUUAAUAAUUGUGCAUAUAUAUAGAUUUUUUAUUUGACUCCAGAAUAAGGCACUACUCUCUACUCUUUUUAAAUGAGCUGACAGCAAAUCUACUAAGCGUUUUUCCAAAGUGACUGUCUACUCCAUAAGAGAAGCAUACCUUUCACACAUAAGAGCUUCACUGUUUCUGUAGUGAUACCUCCUCCUUGUUAUGCUGAAUGACAGUGUAUCAUAAUCGUAGGUUAUUCACACUGAUGCAUGCAUUUCCUUGUUUAAUUGUUUACUGUGGUUGUGAUGCACUGCCCAGUUAGUGGACGCCCAGUAGAAAAGAACCCUUACAAAACACUUGAAGCUAUCUUUCCAGUGUUCUUGCUUGUCCUAUACCACAUCCUUUACCUUCUGAUCUCUGCUUUUUUAUUAAGCCCACCAAGAUUCCUCCUUAAUCUCAAAUUCCCAAUGAUUUUCCUUUGCAGAUACCUUUGUUUAUAAAUAGAGUUCUCUUACAUUUUGUCUAUUUUAAGUCCUAACAUGUAUAAUUUGUCACCUAUUUCACAUUCCACUUUCAAGUCCAAAGAUGCUACAACUUAGUUGUUCAUUUUCUGUCUCCACCGUUGUACCCAACAUCAUUCUCCAUUAAAGAUAAAAUCAGGUGUUCAAGGCCCAAAUACAAGAUUUUUUCUUUUUAAAAAAAUUAGUCCCGGCCCUGCGCUAUGCCUCACGCCUGUAAUCCCAGCAGUUUGGGAAUCCAAGGCGGGCUGAUCACCUGAGUUCAGGAGUUCCAGACUAGCCUGGCCAACGAGGUGAAACCCUGUCUCUACUAAAAAUACGAUAAUUAGCCGGGCGUGGUGGCGGGCCCCUGUAAUCCCAGCUGCUCGGUAGGCUGAGGCAGGAGAAUCGCUGGAACCAGGGAGGCAGAGGUUGCAGUGAGCUGAGAUCAUGCCCCUACACUCCAGCCUGGGUGACAGAAUGAGACUCCAUCUCAAAAAAAUAAAUAAAUAAAAAUAAAAAAUAAAAUAAUAAUAAUAAAAAAUUAGUCCCACGGCCCUUACAUUUAGCCUCUUCAUGAAUUGGAUUGCCUUUACUCAUCUCACUGUUUCAUGCUCUGCAUCUUCUUUUUUCUCCCUUAGAACUCAGUCAUUAUUUUUGUAUCUUUCACUAUCUGUGAAGACAUUCAUGAAAGUUUUAAAAAAUCUCUUAGAUUGAAGACUGGUGUCAAAUGCUGAUCAAGGAAAAGAGAGUAUUAGAUGAAAAGUUUUGUCUUCUCUAAUUUUUGUUCUGUGUUUAGCAAGUUAAAAGUUAAUUUAAGCACCCAGUAAGGUGAAAGGGCUGGUGGGAGUCAUUGAAGUGAGGAAGUGUUCCCUAUUUUUUACUGAGUUCAAAAGAAUACAGUGCCAGAUAAGGUAUUUUAACUCGCAGGAGCCACCCACCAGAGAAAAGAAAAAAUGUAGGUUCUAAGGAGUUGAAGAAUAUUUUUUCCCUCUAUGAACAUCAAACAUUGUGUACCUGAAAGGUACAGUCCAAUGAAGAUGUUGUUCCUUGACUAAGGUGUUGGUUUAAGCAUAAAACUAACCAUAAGAUGCCUAGAGGGAAAAACUGUAGUAAAAAGGAUCUGAUUGCUUUCACAAAUCUCUGAAUCUCAGAAUGGGCAGAAUGCAGGCACAUUUUCCCAGAGGAAACCCCUAAACGCCUGUUUAACUGAAUCUGGUGACUCCAAGGCUUAUGUAAGCUCAUAUUCUCUAGUUCUUUGACCACUUAUGACUCAGGAUUCUCCUUGAAUUUAAAAGCACUUUGGGAACCUUUGAAAGUUUGAGGUUUAAAAAAAUAAUAACAAAAAAAAAAUCCCACUAAACCUUCUAGGAGAGAAAGUAAUCCAAUGGUAGUCACAUUAUACAUAUAUAUUUUAAAUUUUGCUUUAUUAUUUCUAAUACUAUUUCCAAUAAUUUCUCUGAUAUAACAAUAUAUAUUUCAUAAUUUACUUUUAGUUUUGACUAUGAAUUAGGCUACAGACUCUGUCCUUGACCUAAAAUUGUCCAUGAAGACCAUCUCUAGUAUUAGAAAUAAUAGAAAUCUAAAUUUUCAAAAAUAGCAUACACUGGUCUCUUUUAUUAUUUUAAAGAUAAAUAUAUUUUUGAUGGUUAAAAGACUGCCUGACUUUUCUGUCUUUCAGUUAAUGCAUUUUUUUUUCAAUUUGGUAAAGAUUAAAUUGAACAUCAAACAUUGUCAGGAGCUUUCAUAUACAUUGUCGUAUUUAAUCUACUCAGUUAAAUCUAUGAGAUAGGUAUUAUUUUCAUAGUUAGAUUGUAAAACCCUUACCAUAUGUGAGAGGGAUCCAAUAUCAAGUGGUGAGAGCUGUCUGAAUUCCUGGACAAUAUUCCAAAGAUAUAUGUAACUUUAGGACAUUGAAAAAUAUCACCAUAUUAAUAAAAUAGUAUUUGUGAAACUAUCAGAUUUUCUUUACUAUAAGGUUUGCAUUUUGCCUGCUGAUGUUUAAAGUAUUUUAAUCUCUAGAAACCUCUUUUCUCUACUGAUUUCAAAAAUUAAUUCCUCUGACAUAAUAAUAUAAUUUUCAUGAUUCACUUUUAGUUUUGACUAUGAAUUAGGCUACAGACAGUGUACUUAACCUAAAAUUGCCCAUGAAGAUCAUGUCUACAAAACAAAAACAAAAAUCAAAUAUCUGACAUUGGAUAAACAGGCAUUUCCUCAAAUUCAUUCUACUAAAACAUAAGUUCCAUUGGUCUUUUUGGCAUGUUGAAGAGCAGAGAUAUGUAUUUUAAUUUAGAGUCAAUAAAUCGGAUUUGAAUUAACAAUGUGAAACAUGAUGUUUUGUAUUUUUUUACCUUACUCCUUCUAAUUCAAGAUUAUUUGUUAUGCCAUACUUUCAUUCUUAAUCAGCAGUAACUGAAUAUCUGAUCUGUAGUUAUGAUCUUAUGUUUAUGCUGAGAAAGACAGAUACACAGUAAUUGAAUAUUUUUUUUUACUUUCUUACUCUCUGAUUCUUGAUGAAUAUUAUUCACUGUAAUUUAUAGUACUAAGUCUAAUCCACUCUGGCUAUUGGUUUUAGUAAGUUAUGACAAUAUUUUAAUGAAUAACUUUAUCAACUACUAAAUAUUGUGAUAAUUCCCACUAGACACUUAUCAAUACAUUUAUCAUUCAUAUGAUAGCACGAUGGAUAGCCGAGUUUGCAAUGAAGAUAUUUAAUGUCUUGAUGAAUUGUUUUGAUGGUCAGCAGUAUCUAAAUUUAAAGUCCAAACUCAAUGUUUUAUAAAACAUAGGCAUUUGGAAUUGGCUGUCUUUCAAGAGAAGGGUAGGACUUCAGGACAUGACAGGCUGCCUGACACAUAACAUGUGUUUACAGUAUUUAGGGAAAAAGGCAAGUAUAUAUUCCAGUUCCCAAAUUACCAACUUUAAUAAUCUAUACAUUCCAGUAUGAAUAGAUGUCCAGGGUCUCUUCACCCUUUAGCAUUUGUAAACAACUGUAAAUUGUUAGCAGUAAACUAUAAAUAAACUAGAGAAAGAUUACUUUUUAGAAUCUAGAUGACAAACAUAUGGGAUUAUAUAGAAAAGUCAGGGUAAAACGUGAUUCUUACGGUAAGUGGGAAUUUUUCCUUGGUUGACAUUUAAAAAUACAUAGUGCAGUUCUUUUCACUGAAAUAGACAUUGGAAUGGAAACUGCCCAAACUCUCUCAUGUAGAAAAGAAGAAAAAUGUUCAAAGCAGCCUUUUACCCCUGUGCUUUGUAUGCUUUGUGUGUCUGGCAUCAUGUGCACUCAGUGAGAAUCCACAUGUGUUGAUGUUUACCUAACAGCGGGAUGCACAAUUUCCUACCACAGUGCAUAUGAAGACAAGCAUUACAUAUGCUUGAAUAUUCCAAAUAAUUUGUUAGAAGAUACAUGUGGAACUAUAUCUAAUAUGAAAUUAAUUUUUCACGCACACAGAGUUCUGUAACCAGAUUUUUACACAGUGGGUUGUGGUAUUGUAAUCCCUCAUUUGUGAGCCAUGUGUUUGAAUUAUGCUACUUGAAUUAUCAAAGUCAUCUUGCUGUUUGAAUGCCGCUGGCAUCAUAUUUGAAAAAGUUUUAUAAUCAAGUCUAGCUCCUUUAGGGGAGAUGUUGAUACUGACCCUGUAGGUGGUACAAUAGAUGUUAGUUAGUGGCCUGAAGUUAUUUUUUUAUUUCAUGUAUUUAUGAAGUGUCAAUUCCCCUAAAGAUACCAAAAUUCUGAUAACUUCUCAUUAUCUCCUCCUCCCUCCCCCUCCUACAUAUCUCUCUGUCUCUCUCUCUCUGUCUCUCUCUCUCUCACACACACACACACACACACACACACUGCUGCUUUUGUACACACAAUAUAUUAUCUGCCUCCUUACCUCAAAAACUCUGAUGGAGGAAAAAAAUUAAUAGACUUUUAAGUCUGAAACAUUUUAACAAUUUAACAGAGGAUUUGAUAUUUAGAGAAGCCUUCAAGCCUUCAGAUGCCCAGCUGAAAUGCGUCUUAUCUUGUUAAAUGAGAAUUAUUUACUGUUUCAGGCCCAAAAUAAUGAUGCUAAGUGUAUUUACUGAGCACCUAUCUUAUGUUAAAUGUUUUCCUGCGUAUCCUCAUUUAUCUCAUUUACUUCUCUUAGUUUUGUAAUGUAAUUGUUACUGUGUGAAAGCUAUGUCAAGAGAAAGGAGUUCUAAAUUUUACUGGGGGGCACAGUGCUGCCCUGCCUCUAGUUUAGACUGGCCUUAUUUUAAUUAAUGACUGACUGUGGUAAAGACCCAUGAAGUAUGUUUAUCCUAUCUGCACAUAGUAUAAAGUAAAAUCUACAAGGCAGAUGACAGAAUCAGGGUAAAAAUGAUCUCUAAGUGACUACAAUAAAAAAGACAAAAAAUAACAGUCUUACAUGUGAUGUUCAAUAUGAGUUAGAGCCAAAGAAAAAUGUAAAUACAAAAUGCCUUUGACCUAGCUUUUCAGUAAAGCUGAAAAAAUGAUGUUAAGAUUUGCAGGGCUGAGUUUGUCAUAAUCUAUUAUAAUCCAGCAAGUUUAGAUUGCUACUGAAAAUGAUAAUAUUCUCUUACAUCAGAUUAAGAAAUGCUCAGGAUGUAUAUUAAGAAAUUUCAUGGAGAAAUACUGUCCCUACUAAAAAUACAAAAAUCGGCUGGACAUGGUGGCACACACCUGUAGCCACAGCUACUUGGGAGGUGGAAGUGGGAGGAUCACUUGAGUUCGGGAGACACAGACUUCAGUGAGCCAUGCCUGUGUCACUUCACUCUCUAGCCUGGCUAACACAGUGAGACGCUAUCUCAUAAAAAAAAAAAAAAUAGAAAAAAAAAAAGAAACGAAGAGAAAAAGAAGAAAUGUAAUGAUGUGAUUGACCUUAAAUUAGGUUGGCCAGAUCAUAUAUAAAGUCUUAUAUUCAAUUCUGGGCACCAAAUUUUCAAUGACGCAUAUCUAGAGUGUAGUGUGUGCAAAGGAGGAACACUUGGAGCAAAGCAAUCUGGACCCCAUUUCCUGUGGCAACCAGGAAUAUGAUAUAUCUGGAAAACAGGAAGGCUUGGGAAGCUGGGGAUGGGAGUGGGAGUGUGGGAGGAGCUAUGUUUUGUCUAUGUAUCCUUCAAUAUUAAAAAGAUCAUCUUGAGGAAGUAUAGUAAACACAUUUAUAGCAUUCAAUAGAACCUGUACAGGGAGAUUAGGAGAAAAACCUGACACAUUGAAAGACAAAUCUUUCAAACAGGGAGAACCACAGUAGAAUAUCAAGCCCGCAAUGGAACAGGUUGGCUUGGUGAGUAAAGAGCUUCUCGUCCUUGGUAAUGCAUUUCUCAUGUUUAAAAAUAAAUUGGACUGUUUGACAUUCACUAUUCCUUCCCCUAUGAAUGCUUAAGAUUUUAUACUUUAAAUGUAGGAUGAAGUAGAGAGAAAAUAGCUUAUGCAUAUUUUAAAUAUAUAAAAAUGUCAUUCCCCCUAUAAUUUAAUUUUUAUUUUAAAUGUUUUUAUAGAUAUUAGGGUGACAUUUCAUAGCAGGCAAUUAUAACAUAAAAUAACAAAGUAGACUGACGCAUGAAUAUUGCUAACAAAAAUAAGAUCUUAUUCAGACACGGCUUAGGUUGACUUUACUUUUUUGCUUAACUUGCCAAGGUAAUGUUUUUCAGAAUAAAUGAGAGAAAACGAAUGCUUUAUAAUAUUUAAAGGUAACUUUUACAAAUGCAUCUAUAUACACAUUAAGAGGUUAGAUAUUAGAACUCAAGUUUUAGACUUAUAAAUUAAAAAUAAGAAGCUAUCUUCUCCCUAUCAUCAUUCAUAGAUAAAUGGUGUGGGCCAUCUCUAUAUUUAAUUAGUGUGUAUGUUGCCAUCAUCCUUUCAGACACUACAAUCCAAGUUUACAGGUAUUGUUUCUCAAAAAUAUUUCUGAUUUCAGAAGAGCACGUUCUUUGAGUAUGUAUAUAACUAGAGGGAGAAGUAGAGGAGAUUCAAUUAGCCAAUAUAUUUGAGCACGUCUAUUUAAUUUCAAAGACUUGCAAGUUGAAUCCCACAGAAUUUGAUCUAUGGGAUAUCUGUGUUAAAAUAUCAUAUUGAUUUUUUAGUUUUGCAUUCAAUUGUUCUCACUGAAGAAUAUAAUAUGAAAGAUAUGAAAUAAUGUUUUAAGAGAAUAUAUACAGGACACAAUUUAUUGUUAAAAAAAGCCUUUAUUAAAUUUUAAUAAAAUUUCUUCGGGCUGUUUUUAAACUUCUUAACUUACUAUGCUCCUUUUCCUAGGACUGUAUGAUUUUGUAAAGAAUUACUGUAUGCUUAAUGCUUCUCUAAACAUUAUAUCCUUGCUAGAUGUGUGCUGAAGACAUGAGCACAGCCAGAUAUCGUAAAAUUAUUUCAACUUUAUCCAUCAAAAUUAGAAUUGAAAAGGGCAUGUGAAAAUUCUAGAGGGAAAAAAAGUAGAAUCUUAUGUUGCCCUAUGAAUUGACUCACUAACUCAAUGAAAAUAAAUUACUUUUACUAAUACUCAUCCAAAUCUGGCAAUAACAUAGUUGAAGCACAUAAUGAAAGCUAUAUUUCACCAUAUUGAAGUCAAAGAUCUACAAUAUAUCAGCAACAUCAUUAAUUUUGACAUUGUCCUCAGAUUUGGCAUAUACUUUCAUAAUUUAGUCAUAUGUCCUUUAUGGGGACUCUUCAGUCUCUAGUGCUGUUUCAGACAGUUCUAUAAGAGUUCAAAGUCUAGUAGUAGACAGACAUGUUAAAAUAAUCAAAAUGCAGUUUUACAAAUAUUCCAGAGGAAUGUGUAAAAGGAAUUGUGGCUCAUUCUAACUGUGGAGCUUGGAGAAGGUAUUCCAUAGAGAUAAAUUUCAACCUGUGCCUGGAAGGUUAAAUUUGUUAUGCAGUGAAAGUAGAGGAGUAUGUUUCAGACAAAGAGAAUAAGAAAUGUCGGGGGGGGGGGGUAAUGAAAUAGGCUAGAAAAUACAUUGACUUUGUCUGCCUGCCGGGAAAUAGGUCUGAAAAUUUGCACAAGGAUAGAUCAAGAUUUGCCUUAUAUAACAAAUAUAUAUCAUGUAAACAUUAAGCUGUUAGUGACAGUGCCAUACAUGUACGGUAGAAGACCACUCUGGCUGCAUAUUGAUAGAGGAUUAAUACAUGUUAAUCUUAUCCUGAUUUAGAAGGAUGAAUUAGAAAACCAUCACAAAAAGUGAUAAUUAAUAAGCAAUAAGCAACAGAGGGACUAACUAUGGUAGACCAUCAUGAUCAUCUUACUAUUCUUAUGCUUUAUGUUCAAUUUCUCCUCUGUGUGAAGAGGAAUUUAAGAGUAUCGUGUGUGAACAGGACUUUGAUUUUUUUUAAAUUUUAUUUAUUUUUUAUUUUUAUUUUUAUUUUUUAUUAUUAUUAUACUUUAAGUUUUAGGGUACAUGUGCACAAUGUGCAGGUUAGUUACAUAUGUAUACAUGUGCCAUGCUGGUGUGCUGCACCCAUUAACUCGUCAUUUAGCAUUAGGUAUAUCUCCUAAUGCUAUCCCUCCCCCAUCCCCCCACCCCACAACAGUCCCCAGAGUGUGAUGUUCCCCUUCCUGUGUCCAUGUGAUCUCAUUGUUCAAUUCCCACCUAUGAGUGAGAAUAUGCGGUGCUUGGUUUUUUGUUCUUGCAAUAGUUUACUGAGAAUGAUGAUUUCCAGUUUCAUCCAUGUCCCUACAAAGGACAUGAACUCAUCAUUUUUUAUGGCUGCAUAGUAUUCCAUGGUGUAUAUGUGCCACAUUUUCUUAAUCCAGCCUAUCAUUGUUGGACAUUUGGGUUGGUUCCAAGUCUUUGCUAUUGUGAAUAGUGCCGCAAGAAACAUACGUGUGCAUGUGUCUUUAUAGCAGCAUGAUUUAUAGUCCUUUGGGUAUAUACCCAGUAAUGGGAUGGCUGGGUCAAAUGGUAUUUCUAGUUCUAGAUCCCUGAGGAAUCGCCACACUGACUUCCACAAUGGUUGAACUAGUUUACAGUCCCACCAACAGUGUACAAGUGUUCCUAUUUCUCCACAUCCUCUCCAGCACCUGUUGUUUCCUGACUUUUUAAUGAUUGCCAUUCUAACUAGUGUGAGAUGGUAUCUCACUGUGGUUUUGAUUUGCAUUUCUCUGAUGGCCAGUGAUGAUGAGCAUUUUUUCAUGUGUUUUGGCUGCAUAAAUAUCUUCUUUUGAAAAGUGUCUGUUCAUGUCCUUUGCCCACUUUUUGAUGGGGUUGUUUGUUUUUUUCUUGUAUAUUUGUUUGAGUUCACUGUAGAUUCUGGAUAUUAGCCCUUUGUCAGAAGAGUAGGUUGCAAAAAUUUUCUCCCAUUUUGUAGGUUGCCUGUUCAGUCUGAUGGUAGUUUCUUUUGCUGUGCAGAAGCUCUUUAGUUUAAUUAGAUCCCAUUUGUCAAAAGAACAAAGCUGGAGGCAUCAUGCUACCUGACUUCAAACUACACUAUAAGGCUACAGUAACCAAAACAGCAUGGUACUGGUACCAAAACAGAGAUAGAGAUCAAUGGAACAGAACAGAGCCCUCAGAAAUAACACCGCAUAUCUACAACUAUCUGAUAUUUGACAAACCUGAGAAAAACAAGCAAUGGGGAAAGGAUUCCCCAUUUAAUAAAUGGCGCUGGGAAAACUGGCUAGCCAUAUGUAGGAAGCUGAAACUGGAUCCCUUCCUUACACCUUAUACAAAAGUUAAUUCCAGAUGGAUUAAAGACUUAAACGUUAGACCUAAAACCAUAAAAACCCUAGAAGAAAACCUAGACAUUGCCAUUCAGGACAUAGGGAUGGGCAAGGACUUCAUGUCUAAAACACCAAAAGCAAUGGCAACAAAAGCCAAAAUUGACAAAUAAGACUUUGAUUUUGAUUGCUGUCUAUGGACUCAUUCUUACCUUCACCUCUCUUCUUUCCUUCCAUCCCAAAAUAUUUUUGAUUCUCUGCUCUAAUCCCAGUCUUUUAGCUACUAAGGAAAUAGUAGUGAACAAAGUAAGAAAAGAGUGACAGGGAGUGUGUAUAUGUUUGUGUGCUGGGGGUUGACGUGGUGCUGUUGACGAGGUUUCUCAAAUUCAAGUGGAAUGAGCACAUACUUGACCAGCAAUAAAACACCAGUCUAAUUUUUUAACAGUUCUUUUAUAGCAACUAAACAUAAAGACACACAGAAUAAGUCCUCAGAGUUUUGCAUCAAUAUUAUCAUUGUUCAAAAUAAUUAUAUUAGAGAACAGCAUAUGGGCAAAAAAGAAAGAUGGGAAACAAGACAAUUUAGAGAGGGAACAUUCCAGUCUUUAUAAUCUAAGAAAUCUAUGUUUAAAUCCCAAUUCUCUUGCUUCUGGUGUAAAACCUUAGGAAAUUUAUUUGACCUCUCUUCAAAGAGAAGAGAAAAAGAUGCUUCAGUUUUCUUCCCUAGAAGGGUUGCAAAAAUAAAACAAAUAAAUACAAGUAGUAUUUAGCCUACUGUAGGCCUUCAAGAAAUGCCAGUUUUGACAAUGAUGAUGAUGAUGAAGUUUCUUUUAAUGCAAGGACACUAUUAAAACUCUUCAUUGCUACUACUGUUAAUUGUUAAAAUCAGCUUUAAUUUUGUCACCUUUCAAUCACCUCUUCAAGUGUCCCAUCUUUAGUGAGGGGCCAGGAACUGUGAUGAAGGACAUCUUACUAUAGGCAGUCUUGAACCAUGACUGACUGAGAAAAGAUACUGAAUGUAUGCUUAUUUUCAUUGAGUAAACUCAUAAAAGAAAAUAUUAUGUGGUUUAAUAUAAUCUGAAUUUCAUUGUAUAGUCAGUUGAGCCAAACCUAUGAAUUAACAAAUUUUUCUCCCACAGCAUAACACAUUUGCUUAUAUUACAUUAUUAUAUACAGUUCUUAAGUGUAUAUUUAUCAUGCUAGUCUAUAAGUUACUCAAAGAUAAUCAUAUUUUUCUCACGUUUUAAAACUACAAUUCCUAGCAAAGUGUCAGGCAAACGGUAAGCAUGUAAUAUCUGUUCACUAAAUCUGAUAUACAACUAAUUUUUCCCAACUUCGCCUUGAAGUGAACAAAAUUUACCAACUAGGAUUCAAUCUACUCUUGCCAUAAUUUCAUGUCAUAUGUCUCUUAAUCAUUGUACUUUACUGCAAAUUUAUUUCACUGGCAAAUUUCACAGGUAAAGUAUUUAUCGUUGGUUUUUAUUUACUCUGCGCUCAUGUCUGUGAUGUUCUUUCUUCACAUGAUGACAGAUAAAUAGUAUGAACACCUUCCACAGAACACCCAACACAUUUUCGUUCUCAGUUCUUAACAUUUUUUUGCACAUGGUUGAUGUUCCUCAAAUAUUUAUUAAAAAUAUGUAAAAGUACAUUGGUAAAUUUGUGUAAAUGUAUCUAUGAGAAUAUGAAAACCACAGCCAAUGAUUAUAAAUGAUUCUAGUAUUUCAUUAUAAUUGUAUAUUAUCUUCUAUAAAAAAUUUGAUGAUGACUUGAAAACGAGUUAGUCAAUGUUAUCAAAAUUCACCAUGUAAAUAAAUGUAAUUAUAAAACUAAUUAUAGAAUUUUGUCAUGGUAAAAUUACCUAAUUUGCCCAGUUGUACUGUUAUCUUCAUAGACUAGUAUUGAAUUUAGCCAUGCUAAAUUUGUACUGCAUGCAGUUUCAGGAACCCAGUAUUAACUGUCAGAUGUCACUUUAUAUCAGUGAAAUUUGAAUCACUCAUUACAUUUCGUCAUUUAUAUUAUGACAGUAAAUCAGUCUAGGAAACCUAUUUAAAGAGAUUUUAAUUUUAGCUAAUUUAUUAUUUAAAUAAUAUAUAUUUCAGCAAUCUACCAAUUAUAUUUAUAUGAAUACAUACUAUAAAGUAUGCUUUUAAUUAAUCAGAAUCAAAUUAAUUUAAUUAAAAUCCACAUUAAUUUGCCCAUCAACUUACAAAAAGAACAGGAGGCUUUUUAUGCUUGAUUUUAAAAGGAAAAUGAAAAACAAUGACAGAAGGAUAAAAAAAUGGAUUUUUUUCAAAAAGUUCAUAACACUUGUAGGGUCAGAUUCUAUACUUGAUCCCAACAAAAUGAUUUACGUUAUAAAUUCACAUUAUGAACAUUAUAAGGUUUUUGAAAGGAUUACUUUUUGGUAAUAGCAAAACCCAAGUUGUCAAAGAAGGAUGAUAGGUUAAUAUACAUCCCUUGAUAAUACAUUUUGGUUGUAUUUUUCAAUAGCAUGUGUUAAUAAAUUAUUUUUCGUUCCACUUUCAAUUAUUCAGCACGUUCUAUGUUUUUAAGUUUUUUUCAUAGCUAUUCUCAUCAAACAUACAUACCUCUGCUUUAUCUUUUGCAUUUGAUCAUUCAUAUGAAAAUAUUAAAUUAUGUCCUUUUCAGUAGCUCAACAUCACACACUGCAGCCUCCCUAAAGGGAGGAUAUAUUACUUAGAGAUAAGCAAUUAGGUAUUUUAAAUAUUUAGAUACCCAAAUAUCAUUCUACAGUCUUAGUCUCUCUUAUUGAGACAAAUUGUUCCCUGUUUCUGCAUCCAUAAACAUCACCAGAGAGAACAUUAAUAAUCCUUAGAUAUGUGCCUCAGUAGAAACUGGGAAAUAGUUUAAUGGGAUUUUAACUUAAAUGAAGACCAACUGUGAGUAACACUUACUUUGCAAUGGAUCCUUAGGACCUGAGAGAUAACCACUAACAAGAAAAUGAUCAUUUAUCUUUUAGUUUGCUCUUUCUGUGUGAGUUCAAGAAUAAAAAGCUCAAAAUACAAAACUGAAAGAGCAAUACAGCCCUCAGCGCUAUUAAUUGUUAAAUGCCAAAAAAAAAAAGAAACUGAUUUGGUCAUUAACAUAAACAAUUUGAAAACCAUUCACAGUUAGUGUUUGGUUUUCCAGUAAUAAUAUGCCAUUUUGUUAGAAGAAUUGUGCUUUCUUAUAAGACUUACUGUAUUUCAGAAAUGUCAGAAAUAUAUCUGUCUACUGUGAAAUGAUGGUAUCCACAUACACGUGAGCAAGUUUUGUUUUAUUUUAUUAUUUUAUUUUAUUGAGACAGAAUCUCGCUCUGUCUCCCAGGCUAGAGUGCAGUGGCACGAUUUUGGCUCAUUGCAACCUCCGUAUCCUGGGUUCAAGUGAUUCUUCUGCCUCAGCUUCCUGAGUAGCUGGGACUAUAGGCGCUCGCCACCACGGCCGGCUAAUUUUUGUAUUUUUAGUAAAGAUGGGGUUUCGCCAUAGUGGCCAGGCUGGUCUGGAACUCCUGAUCUCAAGUGAUCCGCCUACCUCAGCCUCCCAAAGUGCUGGGAUUACAGGCGUGAACCACUAUGCCCAGCCAUGAGCAAGUUUUUGUUUUUUUGUUUUUGUUUUUGUUUUUGUUUUUGAGUCUCGCUCUGUCCCCCAGGCUGGAGUGCAGUGGCGCAAUCUCGGCUCACUGCAAGCUCUGCCUCCUGGGUUCCCGCCAUUCUCUUUCCUCAGCCUCCUGAGUAGCUGGGACUACAGGCGCCCUCCACCAUGCCCAGCUAAUUUUUUGUAUUUUUAAUAGAGACGGGGUUUCACCGUAUUAGCCAGGAUGGUCUCGAUCUCCUGACCUCGUGAUCAGCCCACCUCGGCCUCCCAAAGUGCUGGGAUUACAGGCGUGAGUCACCGCGAAUGGCCGAGCAAGUUUUACAUUUUUGUCUCCAACAUCAUAUAUUGCCCAGACAGAGUGAUGAACAGGUUUAAAGUGAUUCUGAUUCAACAAAUAUUGUGUGCACAUAUUUAUUCCCGCCUUUUUUUCUCUCAUGUUCUUGUUUCACUUUUCUCCCACCAUAGCAAAGCAAUCUGCCACACAGCUUCUAUUCACAAUUUGUUCUUGUAUAGAAUGGAAAAGCUUAAUAAAAAUGAAAAUGUGUGGUAAACGAAUGAACCUGAUACAACGAAAUUUAAGGAUAGCCUUGAAUUCUACACAGGCCAUAUACAUUUCUCAUUCAAAUUAUUUGUAAAAACAGAAAAGGUGCAUUUUCAAAAAACUUGACAACUUAAUGUUACUACAUAUAAAUUCUGUUACAGCUGCCAUACUUCAAGAGUUUACUUUGGAAGUAACUUGAAAGAAGUAUAAAAUGAAAAUGAUCUCUACCACACUGGAAUGAGGCUUUACCAUAGGACACUGCGAAGGAAGCGGACAUUUCCAAUGCAUCCCACAUCCCUCCCUGUAAUGUUCAUCAGGCAUACCUACACCAGAGGGAAGAUACAUUUUGUGAAGUGUCUUAGCAGAGACCCACUGGAAAUUAUCAAAUCUCUAUUAUCUAAUACUUCUGAACAAUGGAAAAAUCAAAUAAUUAAAACUGCCCCUGUAAAAGAAAAGCUGAAAAGGAUCAAAAGAUAUAAUUUUUCCAUAGGUUCUACUUACUCGAAUAAAAUUAUUUAGUCAUUUUAGUAAAACAAAAUUCAAUUGAUAAUGACAGCAUGAAAAGAAAUGUUUAAAAUUGUAAAGAACAAUUUGACUAUAUAUAAAAAUAAUGAAAUACAAUAUCCUGGAAUUGAAUGGCCUGUUGGUACAUUAUUAGUAUUCUCUUGUGAGGCAAAUGUGUCCACAUACCUGAAGUGUCCAUUAAUGCCCAUAAUGAGUACAACGGAUUUUAAUGUGCCUGUAAUAUACUUAAGGGUCAAAUAUUUUAAGCACGUCUAAAAAUUCAUUUUAAAAUUUUUGGCCAUGUUUCCAAACUAUUUAGACAGUAUCUUUUGGAAAAGAAUAAAACUUUAUUUUAUGAAGCAAAAACUUCAUAAAAGUAUGAAGAUUCUGUUUUAGGGAUAUACACUUUUAAUUUUUAAUAUAUUUGCAAAACUUAAUGGGAAGAAUUUGAUUUAAAGAUCUUGGCAUAAUUCUUUCUCUUGUAUUUGUCCUCCUUCUGUAGUUCUCGUCUUUCCUGCAGGUUCUCACCACGACAAAGUGAUUGAGAACAUGUGCUGGGCUUUCUUUCUUAGUACUUUUGUUCAACAACUGUUCAUUUUUUCUGCUUUCCAGGCAACUGGUCAGCUUUCAAGUUUAUUUGCAUUUUUAAAAUGAUGCACAAAAUAAAACACCCUCAGAUCUGAUUAAUGCUUCCUAGUUUCACUUCUAAAACAAACAAACAAGCAGUGCAGUCCAGCCACCUGCAAAACACUAAAUGAGCCUUGUGAUUAGUGGGAAAGAGAGAAUUCCAGAGAAAUUUUGGGGGCAGGAAAAAAGUGGGCAGAGUUUGACUAUGGAGAAAAUUAGUUUGCUCACACAUUUUGGAUAAAGUGAAAUAUAACAAACGUUCUAAAUGUCCAAAUACAUUUUGAAAUGUGUUUUGAUAGUGAUGUAAUGAGAUAUUGAGAGUAAAUCAUCCACAAUCACAUCUGUUAUUAAAUAACUUAAAGGAUAACACAACCACCAAAAAGAAGCCUAUGCAGAUUUUAGAAUAAAGUUGGUCUUGUGUCAAAACAUCUGAUAUUUGCUUUUGUCUUUUCACGCCCCCACCCCCCUUUUUGAGGAGAGGGAGGUGCCUGGCAUGAACCUCAGGAACUGAAUGGUUCUGAAUGACAGAAGAACCUCAGAAGUAUUGCCAUUGUGACCAACAAAAUGAGACAUGCCAUGCAGAAUGUUUUCACUAUGACUUCUCAUAAUCCUAUGGACUAUCUUUAUAUUAUAAUGUCCCAUAAUAUCUGAUAUGCUCUGGCUGUGUCCCCACCCAGAUCUCAUCUUAAAUUGUAGUUCCCAUAAUUCCCAUGUGUCCUGGGAGGAUAAUUGAAUUGUGGGGGCAGUUACCUCCGUGAUAGGUAAUGAGUUUGCACAAGAUCUAAUGGUUUUAUAAGGGGCUUUUCCCCCUUUUACUCGGCACUUGUCCUUGCUGCCACUAUGUGAAGAAGAAUGUGUUUGCUUCCCAUUUCACCAUAAUUGUAAGUUUCCUGAGGCUUCCCAAGCCAUGCUGAACUGUGAGUCAACUAAACCUCUUUCCUUUAUAAAUUACCCUGUCUCGGGUAUGUCUUUAUUAGCAGCAGGAGAACGGACCAAUACAAUAUCUUAUAGUACCAAAAUUUCCCUAGAAAUUUUGCAUGUCACAGUUCAUAAAGUGACAUUAAAAAAAAUUGGUAUUCACUUUGGGAGGCAGAUCACUUUGGGCAGAUCACGAGGUCGGGAGAUCAAGACCAUCUGGCUAACACGGUGAAACCCCGUCUCUACUAAAAAUACAAACAAAUUAGCUGGGCGUGGUGGCGGGCGCCUGUAAUCCUAGCUACUUGGGAGGCUGAGGCAAGAGAAUGGCGUGAACCCGGGAGGCGGAGCUUGCAGUGAGCCUAGAUCCUGCCACUGCACUCCAGGUGGGCGACGGAGUGAGACUCCGUCUCAGAAAAACAAAACAAAACAAAUAAACAAAAAUUGGUAUUAUACCAAGUCAGUUUCAAAAUAUACUUAAUCAUAUGUUUUAUUUAAACAACUGAAACUUAUAAAUUGAUUUUCUGGGAUUUGUUUAAUGAUCAUUUAUUAUUUGCUGGGCAGUAUACUAAGUGCAUUUUCCAUGCAUUAUCUCAAUUAAUCCUCAAAAUCAAAUUCUGAGGUAGUUACUAUUAUUUCCAUUGUUUUACAGAUGAGAAAACUGAAGUCCAGAGAGAUUAGACAACUUUCUAAAAGUUUCAUUACCAGAGAAGACAGAUCCAGAAUUAAAAUCUAAGCAGUUUUUAUUUGUAUCUUGCUUUUGUUUGUUUAUUAACACUACUGCAGCCCUAUUGUACAUUUAAAUUCGCCUCUGAGUACAAAUAUUUACAUAUUUUAAAGGUACCAACUAUUUUUAAAGAAAUAGAAUGUUAUGUACUUGAAAAUGUGACUUUCAAACAUUCCACUGUUAAGACACAUACAGUAUUAUACAGAUAAGAAUUUCUUACCUGUGAUGGACUGCUAAAAACAAACACAAAUUUUUAUUUUCCCAAAUAUCCAAAAUAUAUAUAAUACAUUUUUCAAUAUUUAGUUUUUCUUUUGUUAUUUAAAAAAAUUAUGCUAUCUUAUAACUAUUCUUUCUACUGGGGUGUUUAUUAAAAUGACAAUAUACAGAAUAAGUGGCGCAUACCUAUUAAUUGAGAAUGAUAGACACAACAAUGAUGAGUCAUAGGUCAUUCUUUUUGAGAAGGGGACCCUCAACUGAAAUUCAGUAAAUUAGGAAAAAAUGGACUUCAUUUCCUUAGCAGUUUACAUUUCAGAUAGCUUAAAAAGAGUUAAUAAAGAAUAAACAACUAAUUUUCAUUGCACUACUAUAAAACUAGCAAAAGUAAAAUACAUCUAUCCAUAUCAAGUUAAAGCAGGAGUUUUAAAUUUAACAGGCAUUGGGGUGCAGGCUGUCUACACAGCAGAAGAAUAUGGGAGUCCGUGAUAAGCAAUGAUGCAGGGAAUGUAAAUCUUUUUGUUUCUCUAUAACAGGGAAAUAGGUGCUCAGUUAACAAAACAGUAUUUUUCUCAAUUUCUCAAUUCUGAAAAUUGCUAGACAUAUCACGCUUUACAACCCUACACCCACACACUAUAGACAUAUGCCACGAGUAGAUGCUUUGCUGGCUUGAAGGUUUCAGCAGUGAUUCUUCUUGCAUGCACUUUGUUUUGAGCUAAUAGAACACCCACAAGAUAAGAAAAAGAAAUGCUUGGACAUGCACCAUCCCUUUCUCCAAAGAUUGUUAGGCACUGGUAAUUGAAGUUUGAGAACAUAUUAUUUAAAUGACUACAAAGCUAAUGUAAAGGUAACAGAGCCAUGCUGCUAAUACUGUUUAGAAUAAUAUUGCUAUGACUAAUGAUGGCAUAUUGCUGCAAGUUCAAUGUGACACAAACAACAAAUGAGACUGUUAAAGUCCAUAAUUAGGUUAUGGAAUUCUCAUUUUGUUCUCACUUUUGCAGCAGUCCUUCUUUUAUAAAAUUGGGAUUGCAAGAGAAAAGAGAGGAGAUAAAAAUUUAUAACAAUAUUUUUUUUUCCACAAGGGCUUGAAACCGUCAACUUCAAUACAGAUGUGAAUUUCUUUCUUUGUCCUGUGAUUUUGUUAAUGGUAGUGUAUGAAGUAUAAUGUCAGCACUAUUUCAUUUCUCUGAAAGUAGUGCCAUUUUAUUUAUUUAUAGACAUGUAAAGCUAUGGAAAUAUUAAAAUAUUUUUCUUAGAGUUAAAAAUAAUGGGUGAGUUGUAUGUAAUGGAAGCAACAUGGCCCACUGGAGGCAUUUACUGUCCAGAGUGGAAUAGCCUUUGACUGAUUAAGUGGACAGACUUUAUUUACUACAUUAUUAAAUAUGAAAUCUAUUAAACUUAAGUACAACCUUUCCCCCCUUCAAAUGUUAACAUCAGUGCCAGUGGGAGAGUAAAACUUGUGACAUUUAGAAAGGAGAGAGAAUCAGAUGAGAUUUACCAGUAAGAGGAUAUAUAAAUAAUUGAAUAGGAAUGUCUGUAACAAUGCAGCUCUUUUAGAUAAUGUGUGACAAAAUAUUUCUCAGUUUUCUGAUGGGAAAAGUUUCUAAUAGAGGGCUCAAUCAGUUGUUCCUUAGACACUGCAAUCAGGGUAAUUUUGGAGGCUUCCUUCCAAGUUCUGAUUUAUCACCCCAGUAUCCCAAGGGCCCUCCAUGUGAUUGCCUUGGCACUGAUAUUUAUGCUGGAUGAACUGAAAGUGCCACACUUAACUCGAUAUUAUCCUUCCUUGGGUCACAAGAGUACUAUCUUUCAAGUACAUUUGGGUGAUUUUCACACCACCCCAUAUCUCACCUACACUAGAGGUACCUCUUCUUUGCAACUUAGAAGGAGCCACUAGACCCGUUAAUAAAAUUCAGCAAGUCUCAGUAAACAUUUCUUUUCCCAGCUGGGAUGCCAGUUCAGAGAAGAGGAAAGUCAAUGCACUCAAGUGGGAUAAAUUAGUGCAUUGGCUCAUAGUACCAGCUUCACAGCUGUGUCAUGAUUUCCUUUAGGGGUCUAGGAAAAUGUAGCUUUUCAUGCUUGAUAUUCUUUCUAUUAUUGUUAUCUAUCCUCUUCAGAGGUGUAAAGAAAUGACCUUUCCCCUGGAAAUGCCAAACUGCUUCUUUCAGAGAGACUGCUGUUGCUUCUAAAGAGUUAGACCUCUGUUUCGCUCUUUUGAAGAAUCUGCCAUUGCAAUCACAGGUAAAGUACUUAGGAGGAAGAAGACAGUGCCAUGAGUCUCUAAGGUAGGCUCAGUCUCACAACAGGGCACUGGGGUUUGCCACUGCCUCAGCGUGUUCAAGCUGCCAGAGCACUUCUUGCAUGCUGAUAUCUUUAGAUAGCAAGACCUUCACUGUCCUUGUUUACAUUCUUAAAGUGAGGCUUUUCUCUCUGCUGAAAGUUUGCAAGCUGACAGCUUUGGAAUUUGAAUUUUUCCAUGUCUUUUCAGAUCAAGUGCUGUGGCACUGACAGGAGCCUCCCACAAUGCCUCCUUAUAUUAGCUUCCUGUAAAAUUGGGACCGGAAACUGGUGUUAGCUAUGUUCACCAGCAAGCUGAACCUUGGGACAAGGGUAGCAGCUCCCCUCCACCACCCCUCCCCUCCCCCAGCCAAUAAAGCACAGAAGUGGCAUCUUUCCAGAAGCUGCUGCGAAUGCUUAUAUAGCUUUAGGUAGAGUGAGGUCUUAUGGACUGUGGGUUCAUUCACACAGCUGAAGGUUAGGAGGGAGAAGAUUCUCCUUUUAAUCCCUAGCCAAAAACAGACGCCACUCAGGACAGGCUUUGUUAGACUGGAGUAGACAUUGGCAUUGUUUGGAAAUAUAAACUGUUUGCUCUGGCGUCCUUGACUCUAUUACCCUCAUUUCAUUUACGUAACAUUGAAUGAUUGGCCUACUGCAUAAUUCCCUAUAUACUUCUUUAUAACCCAAUCUACCUUGUAGUGCAACAGACUGACUAACGACCUAAAAAUACAGCAGGCCAUAAUAAAUCUAGGGUGCAGAUGUCUGUAAAUUUGUAAAAUUUGAAAAUCCAUUUCAUUCAAAUGGCUUGUGCUUUCUUAGGUUACAAACAAGUUAACUUUUGUAUUAGUAGGGGUGCAUUUCCUUAAAAACAAAGGGUUACAAAGCAAUCAGUAAUUAUGUGACAAUGACACCAGCAUGAAUUCUCCGCAUGUACCUUCUUCAUGGAUUAUAUAGUUGCUCUUAUACUGUAUUUUCUCAAAAUAAUUUUAAAAUUUGCAUUUAGAAAUGCCUUCACACUCAGGUUAAUAUUGAUACAGGAAGAAAUUACUUCAUUUAACUUUGGUUACUUUAUAUUACUUUACCUGAAACAGUAUUAUAUACUGGUUUAAUCACGAAGUUUCUUCACUAAAGUUGCACUCAAAUGAUUUUUGUGCCUGAAAACCCAUGCAGACUUUCUUUUCCUGUGAGCAUUUAAAUAGUGAAUGUAAAACCCAUAGAUAGUUUUUAUAAGAUUUUGCAUAAAUACAAUUAAUCAACCUAACCUAAAUUUUACCCUUGAACUGUAUGUAAGCUGAAGUGUUAGUUAAGAGUUGGCAUUUCAAAGGCCCUUCUUGUUCAAAUACAAACACUAAUAGAAAUUAAAAUGAGGAAAUGCCAACCAAAGGAAAGAUGAAUCAUACUACCUAUUACUACACCAAAAAGAAAAUGUUAACAGUGGUGGAGUAGAGUCCCGAGUGUCCCGCAAAUAGAAAGGUCUAAUUAGUGAUUGGGAGAAGAAAGAGUUUCACUUGUAUUUUCUACUUUCAAAUAUGUAAACUAACGUGACAGCCAUUUGUUGUUCUUUAGAAAAAUCAGGACUUAUCAGGCACACAUGUUCAGGAAGGUGACAUGGACAGGGAUGUAAAUGAAUGUCUUUGUUUUGAGAUGUUUUCAAGCAGCUGAUAUUCAGGGCACUGAACAGUCGACUUCACAAAGCUCAUUUAUACCAAUAAUUACUGUAAAAUAUUAAAUAAAACUAUGUAGUGAUGUUGUAGACAUCAUAAAAUUGAUAUCAGAGGAAGUCGGAGAGACAACAGAAGGGGCUUUAUGAGGCAUUAAGUGUCUGUUGUCAGCCAGACAUUCUUCUAAGCACUGUGAAACAAAUAUCAAUAGAAGUGUGAGGAGUUGUUACCUAAUCAAGGAGUCAGACAUGUAAACAAAUAAUUACAACUUGUGAGAAUUAUUACAAUUAAUUUAUUAUUAAAUUCAUAUCAAUAAAAUAGAAAUUUCUAGGAAUAUUCAGAAAUACUUAGCAAACUCUGUCUCAUGGUUGCCAUGAUAUGAAGGUGGCAGGGCAGAGAAGGCUUCAAAGAUAUGUUAAAAUUUGAACUGAUUCUUAAGAUAUAAAAGAGUAUUCAGGAAAUAAAAGGGGAGGAAGAAGAAGGAGAAGCUAGGAAAUUCUACACAGAGGGAAAUUAUGUGCCAAUGGGUGUUAGGCUUAAUGUAAGUGUAAGUAAUCAAAGUGGCUGGCCCAAUGGUGUUAGGUUUGGACAUGGCACAAGAUGGAUUUGAAAAGACAGAAAUACAGGCCACUUGUAACCUUGUAUAUCAUCUAACGAAUUUGGACAUUUCAUCUUCAUCUGUACCACAAGAAGAACAAUGACGUAAUUUAAGCAAAGUUUAUAAGGAUCAAAACUGAUUUCUAGAUAAAAUAAACAAAACGAAAACUCAAGUAAGUUUUUGAAAAUAACUGUCCUAUUGUUUUUAUCAGGUUUAUGGAGCUUGUUAUUUAAUGGCAUACUCUCCACAAUGUAAUCUCUAGGAAUCAAAAGAGAAAAAACAAAUCAAAUAAAAAUGGAAUAAAUUUACAAUGUUUAAGCUUUGGGAAGAGGCAGAGGUGACUUUAGUAAUUUAAUUGUGUUAUUUAUCUUAGUAAGGAUGCUAUUUUAAAGGCACAUUAACUAAUUUGAUGAAAGGAAGAUUCCACAGAGUCUAGUCAUCCCAGCACUUUGAUAGUGGGAUGCUUCCUGGGUUAUUAGGCGCAAGGUAGGGGAUAAGCAGCUCAAUGAUUGAGGGCGAGUUUUUUGUUUUGUCCCUGGCUUUGAGGCUUUGGGGAUACUGCUGUGACAAAGCAAAUGAUAUCAGUAUGUCUAUGAAUUGGGAGGAAAAGGUGCUGUACUUUCAGUGUGGGGAUCAUAUUUUGUAAGAAAUAAUUAUGGGACAAAAUGAUCUAUGAAGCUUUCAUGUGUACUACAUUUCAUUUCCCUGUCAAAUAAUACUAACUGGUCUGAAAUCACUCAUUUAGUCGGAAUGGGAUGAUUAUACAUAGAAAAAAAAAUAUGAAUAUACAGCCCCCAAAUAAAGAAUGAAUUUGUUUAAACUUCUGAUGAAAAAUAUGUACUUUAUAUUAGGGUAUCAAUAGGUCAAUAUGAAUAAAGUUCUGUAUUUGUUUCCUGGUGACCUCUAGACAUUUUUGCUUUUAGCACACCAAUUUUCUGCAAUGUACAGGUAGAGCAGCUACAUUUUCAUAGACUGCUUUCUUGUUUCUUAAGAUUCUUUUUUCUUACCUCCUCCACUCUCACUCCUUUGCACACUUAUUGCUAAUCAAUAAGAUGAAAAAAAAAUUCUUGACUGCUCAUUUAUUUUCUAAGGGAUUUCAGUAAACCAAAUGUACCAAUGGAAUAAUGCUUAUUUGCUCCAAGGCAAAUUAGUCCUUUGAACUUCAAACGUCAGACAUACAUUAUGAAUUUAUAAUAAAGCACACCUCUCUCAACAGCCUCUGACCUCUUCAAAGACUUUGCUAUCAAAUAUUGUUAACAUUCAGGGACCUUAGAAGUUAAGAUAGAUACAGAGAAUUUAGCAUCAUGGCUAGAGAAAUUUAAUGGGCGUGAUUAAUUUCUUGAAAAAUAGAAAGUUAAAUAAAAAAUUAAAAGGACUAAAAUAAUACAGAAUUAUUUUAAAGUGAAGAGGUUGAUGGGUUAAGAUGUUGAAUAUUAUACAGAGACUGACAGAUUCCUUAUACUCAAUUAUGUGGUUUUUGAAGAGAAAGACUUUAUUUUUAUAUGAAAAAAGAAAUGUUCAAUAGUGUAUGCCCCACCUACAAGGUAAAUCCAUUCCUUUUCAAGGUAAAAAGACUUGUACCUGGUUAUUAGGGUAUAUGAUUGUAGAAAUGCUAUUUUGGUGAAAGCACAUAAGUAUAGAUGAGAUUAAGUGAUGAAUAUCAUACGUUUGGCAUAAGAUAUUAUUAAUAUCAAUGCUAAGAUGGUUACUGAAAAUCCAUAUUUACAAUAAAAGUUUUAUUUUUAUAAUGCCAUGGUAGGCUUACAUCACCUACUAAUUUGUGGGCCUCUGGCAAUAGUGCUAAUCAAAGGGACAGGGUGGAUAAACCUCUUAUAAAAAAUUUAAUGGGGACUCUUGAUUUUUCAGAGGAAGGAUAAUGAGAAAAAACACAUAUCCUGUGUCUGAAAAAACACUGGGAGAAAAUUAACUUCCUGUUAUUGUUGCUACAGGUUUUAAAAAAUACUUUCAAGGCAGAAACUAUUUUUUUCAAAAUAAGUUAUUUAUUGUGGUUGAUAACCUAUUUUCAAGUGAUCAGAGAAACUAAUUAUUACUUUGUUCCAUAUUUAUUGUGCAAGGCUCAGUGUCUUACAUGCAUUUGAACUCCCAUUGCUUUCAUAAGUUGAAAAGAGAUUACCUGCAACUUUCUCAUAUCCCCUUGAUGUGCAGUGUGUUUUACUCUUCUUUUACAGUCUCUAAGAUGGUAAUAAAAACUUUAGUUUAAACUAAUAUAUUAUCUGUCAAACCUGCCUCAAUGUGUGAGAAAUUACCAAGACACUAUCACUUUUUAAGAUUCCUAUUUAUAUGCGUUAUUGAAGUUAGUAAAUCAUUUAUUAUUAUGGAAAGUAAAAGGAAUAAAGAAAAUCUGAAGAUAAAACAGUAUUUAUUGAAGUAAUAACCUAUACCUAUAGUGUAUUCAAGUAAUCCACCUUUCUCUAUUUACCUCUCUAUAAAAAAACUUAGUAAACCAUGUUCAUAAUUUUUUUGAGAUUCAUGAUUUCAUGUCUUUUUAUUUUAUUUUGAAGUCGUUUAUAGAAUUUCUAAGGUUUUAUCCUUUCAAUAGAUCUUAUCCAUGAUAAAAAUGUCUCAUUUUUACACAAGUAGAUAGUAUAUGAGUUUUUUAUGUUUAUUCAUAUAUAAAUACCAACAAAUUAUCAUUCCCUGUGAAAAGAACAGGAAAGACAGUAAACCAGUACAUUAUCCAAGGGUUUGACUUCCCAGCUUUAUCAAUCUUUCACUUUGUGAAAAUUCCUGAACUCUCUGAGCCUUUUUUGUCAGUAAGUUGGGAUAAUAAGGACAAUAAUAACACAUAAUUAAGAGGUUUGCUAUAUAUAUAUAUUCUUUAACAUAGUGUCUGGAAUAAUAGCUCAAUAUAUGUUCACUAUUUCAGUACUUUGUCAGUUAAAGAGCUGUUUAUAUUUCUUCAAGAAAAAGUCUAGCAAAAUCAGAAAAUGAAUGAAGGCUCCAAAAGCAUAAUUGUACUCUUUAAUAACAGUGGUCCCAUCACAGCAGAUUGGGAGAUUUGUACUUUGUCAGCACUCAGCACAUAUUAAGGAAACAAUCAAUCAAGACAUUAUUACAACACAGCAAUCCGUAAUCCAUUAUUCAUUUCUGAAAUACUAGUUGUAAGGCAAAGGUUGGAGCUGAUUACUCAUCUUAUGCUAUCAUUUUGUAGUGAAUGAGAGAAAUGACAUCUUUCUCAUGGACCAAAUUCACAUUAUUGUUAAAUACAAUAGAAUCAGAAGGACAUGAUCCAAGGGCACAGACAAGUCAUCUUCCCAUUAGCAUUGGUAGCACAAUGCCAAACCCACUUUUACACCUUUUAUAAUUUCCUCAUACUUCGUUACUUAUGAAGUACAAGAAAGGGGAAUUUAGUGUUACCUAAAUUUUCAAACUCUGUGUUUAGAUUUCCAUUUAGAAAGGAAUGCAUUCAGGUCUUGUUAUAUGCAGUAGUUAUGUUCUAUAAAGUCACCUCAAACACUUUAUUUGUGAAUUCUGAAACGCUGCUCCUAGGGGAGAUAAAGAUUUGCGUUCCUGGAAAACUCUGAUUACAUUUCCAUAUAUCAAUCAAUACACACCCUUGUUUUAUAUACGUUUCUGUUUAAAGACACCUUAUUUCACACAUACUGUUGAUUCGUUAACGUUGAACUCCUGGCCAACAACAGUAUAACUCGUUCCUGAAUAAAGCUUAUCUAACACAUUUCCUCUGUAAGGCAUAUCACAGAGUUUUUGUGCUUAGGAACAUUAAACAGCACUUCAGCACCAUGUUUGGGGUCUAUUUCAAAUGGCAAAAUCACCAACAAAAGCAAAAACAUACAAAAAAAAAGUGGCACUAAAUAGACAUUAAAAAAGACACUUGGUUACAAUAUGAGAGCUGAAACAGCAUUGCCUUGUUCAACCUCAGCUGGGAACAUGUGCAUCCGUGACUCAAAUUUUUCAGAGCUCUACAUGUCUGUGAAUAACUGCAAAAAUGUUGUGAAUAUUGAUUUGUGCAUUACAAAUUUUAGCAAGUAUAUACAUUCACGAAUAUAGAAUCCAUGAAUAAUGAAGAUUCUUUAUUCAGAACCAUUUAGGAGAGCAAUGGUACAAAGAUGAUUUUAUAAUAAAAAAUAAUGAAAGCAUUUAUUGAAUAAAUGUCAGGUCAGGGACUUUAUAUUCAUUUAGCAGCCAUGACUAUACUGCUGUUUUACAGACAAAGAAAAGUAAAGGCUUAAAGAAAUAAAACUAAGGUCAUACAACUACAAGUGGACUAGACAGUGUUGGAACCAAUGUCUGCUCAAGUUCAAAGCUUCAACCACUAUGCUAUACUUCUCAUUAUAAGCAGUACAAUACUCAAUUAUUCACAAUAGAGCAAUGCUAGUAGCUAAAAGAACAGCAUUUUACAUUUUAGUGCUUCUUUGAUUUUUGAAUCUCAUGUUCAAAGCUUUACCUCACAUCUUUGACUAUGCUAUUGAAAUGUAAAAUAAUAUUUUCCUCUUUGUAUAUUUUGUGAGGCCAUAUUUUUCUCCAAUUUACAUCAUUUAAAUAUUUUCAUAGUUUUCUCAAUGUAUAUUCCCAUUAAAAAUGAUUCAUAGCUGGGUGUGGUGGCAUGUGCUUUUAGUCCCAGCUAAUCAGCAUGCUGAGGCAUGUUGAUUGCUUGAGCUCAGGAGUUCAAGUCCAGUCUGGGUGUUAUAGCAAGACCCUGUCUCCUGAAAAAAAAAGGAAAUGAUUUGUGAAUCAGUCAUUAUCCCAAGGUUUAUUUGUAAGUGAGUCUUUUGGAAAUUUUCUAUAUAAACACAGCAGGUAGUGUCCUAAACCAGCCCCUCUAAGCCCAUAUAUCUCAUAGUGAAACUACACUGGAAAAAGAACACCAAUAGCACUUUUGGAACCACCUUCUACAACAAUGUUUCCUUGAGAAAACACAGUUCCUAGUUGAAAGGCUAAAAAUAUAUAUCCCUAGUGCAAUUGAUUAGGAACUCACAUUCACUUGAUGAAUGACAGGUAUGGAGACUCCUCGAGAUCAGAGGCAUUGCUGGAGGUCUGAGAAAGGAAAUGGAUGGGACUCCAGAAGCUUUGGGGCAGGAGAGUGUGAAAAGAAGGAAACACUGAGAUCUGAAAUUUGGAAAGAGUGAAGUAGCUGAGAGUAAGGAAUGGAGACCAGAAAGGUUCCUAGUCAUUUUAGCACUCUUUAGAUCCUCUUAGAAUCAGCUACUACCUAACUGGUAUAUUUUAUCAUUAUUAUUAUUAUUAUUAUUAUUAUUGCUACUAUUCAGAUUUUGACUGGUAAACUAACUUUUUUUAUAACCACCAUUUGUUGUUUUUGACUAUUUCUGUACUAUACUGGAGAAAAUAAUUCUACAGAUUUUAAAAUUAUAAUUUAUAUUCUUAUCUCUAAUGUUCAGAUUACAUCAAUAAUUAGAGUAUUUAGUGCUGUUAAUGAAAAGAAACAAGCUUCUCAAGUAAUUUCUUACUAUUUCUCUUCUUCUCUUUUUUCCUUCUGCGUUUGCUGUGUCUCAAAUUUCAGUGUAAAUAAAAAUCACCUAAGGACUCUAUUGUUAAAAAAAAUGUAUAGAUAUGUGGACGUCACCUCCUGAUAGUCUAAUCAAGUAGAUUUGCUAUGGAGUUCAGGAAUCUGUAUUUGUAACCUGUAUCCCAGGUAUUUGGCAUAGAGAUUAUAUGGUACACCGUCUACUUGAGUCAUGUGACUUAGAGCAUAAAAGAAAAUGAAGUUCAUACAUGAAUGUUACCAAAGAAACUUUACUUACAAAUAUGCCAAAGUAAAUGCAAUCAGCAUUUCAGAGAGGCCAGGAACAAGUUCUAUAAAAUAUCUGAUCACCUUAUUAGGAAGAGGAAGUUGGUAAGAAGGGUGUCACUUUGGGGGAAGGGGUGUUGUGAAUUUGGCCUUGGAGAAGUUAUUCCUCUCAGUCUCAGUUCUCAAGAGGAAAAUGAGAGAUUAUACAUAUGUAUCUUUCCUGUUCACACCUUCUCUUUUUCUCUUUUAACUGGUAAUUAGGUCAUUAAAUGUUUUACCUUUAUAGGGUUUAAGUAGAAUAGGAAGAGAGAAACUAAGAUCAGAGAAGGAUGAUUAACAAUGCUUACAUCAACAGAUUGAGAGGGAAAAUGAUUAAUGAGUCUUUGUCUAACAGAUAACAUAGCUGAAUGACACUUUCUAGGAAGAUGUCCCUCUGUUAGUGAGUGGGCAACAUUAUCAUUAUCAUCACUGUCAUCAUCAUCAUCAUCAAUAUUAUAAUAGUUAUCAGCAUAUAGAGCUACUAUGGAUUGAGGAUUAAGGCCUACUAUUACUACCUUGUAGAAUGAUAUGUUGAAGUCUUGACCCCCAGUGUGACUAUUUGGAGAUAGGGCCUUUAUUGCAGUAAUUAAGGUUAAAUGAGGUUAUAAGGGUAGAGCCAUGAACUGAUAGAAUUAAAGUCCCUAUAAGAAGAAGAAGAGAGACCAGAGCUCUCUCUUCAUACCCACAAUCAGAGGAAAGGCCAUAUGAAGACAUAGGGAAAAGACAGCUGCAUAUGCAAGGUAGGAAGGGAAACUUUACCAGAAACCAGAUUGGCUGACACCUUGAUAUUGGACUUCCCAGCCUCUAGAGCUGUGAGAAUUAAAUUUCUGUUUUUUAAGCCACCUAGUCCACAGUAUUUUGUCAAGUUUCUUAGCAGACCAAGAAAAGAGUUUUAACAUAUUCUCAUUUUGUUGUGCUAUAAAUUCUAAGACAAAUUAGUAUAAGCCAUUGGUUGUCAAAGAACCCAAGUCUACAGUAAGUUAUUAAAAGUAAUGGCAAAAUCCGCAAUAACUUUUGCACCAACCUAAUAACUUGCUCAAGGUCACAGAGUCAAUAAAAUGAGUGUGUGUGUGUGUGAGGGUGAUGCGGGUGGGUGUUACAUAGAACUCAGGCAGUUUAACUUCAGAAUCUAAACUCCUAGAGAUGAAACAAUACAUACUUCUCAUAGAUGUGUGUAAUUUAACUCUUAAAUUUUUAGUAUGGACAUACAAUUUAAAGAUUUUACUUUUAAAAAUCACUGUUCAUCUUAAGUUAUUUAUUUUUUGAGAAGUUUUGCAAUUCAUCAUUGUAUAAACCUACUGUUACAUGUUGAAUAGGCCCUUUAUCAAUAAAUUUAUUUGUAUUUCUGUUUUAAAGAGCUUAUGAAUCUUUAUAAUACAGACGAGAAUUUUGCAAUUCAGUUAGAGGAGAUUUUUUUUUCUCUAAUAGGUUGAAAUAUUUCUAGAUACUAACGCUUUUGUUGCAGAAUUCAAAGGAAAAUUGUCUAAGGGCAGCAUGUAUUUUAGAAGAGUUUCUCAAAUGCUUUCCUGUCUUUUGUUAUACUUUAUAUUUUCAAGUUCUUUGAAAGUAGGUACAUUGCCUCAUAUUCAAAAGACGUUAGAAGAACCUAAACUAGAUUUCUAUUGGUUUAAUUCAACAUUUCUUUGAAAAUAUGUAAGUUGUCAGAGGCAGAAUUUCCUCAAGGAGGUCCGAAAUUUCAGUUCAGAAAAGACUAGCUUGUCUGUAAGUACACUAUUUCAAAGCAUUUAACACUGUGAUAUAACUUGAGAAGAACACGAGACUCCAUGUAAGAUAUCUGAAACAUCAGCUGGGCGUAUUUUCAAACAGAAAUAUUUCCUACAAAGAUUGAUUCCUUUGUUUGAACUAAAACUUUUUAAUGCUUCAGCUCAAUGUACAGUCAUGUCAGAAUUUGCAGUCAUUGCAAAUGGAAAAUAACAAAUAUGAGGGGGCUAAUCACUGGAAUAUAUUUUCACAUCAAGGGAAGAAAUCAUUUUUGUUAUCAUCUUUAAGUGAAACUUCAAUAGAUUUUAAAUUUAUCAGAUAACUUUCUGAACAAAGGAAAUGAUAACCAUGCCUUGUUGUUUAAUGUCUUUUCCUAUUAUGUUGCUAAUUUAACUUACUUUUUUUUUUCUGUUUUUUGAGACAGAGUUUCACUCUUGUUGCCCAGGCUGGAGUGCAAUGGCACAAUCUCAGGUCACUGCAAACUCCGCCUCCUAGGUUCCUCCUGCCUCAGCCUCCUGAGUAGAUGGGAUUACAGGUGCCUGCCACCAUGCCCAGCUAGAUUCUGCAUUUUUAGUAGAGAUGGGGCUUCACCAUAUUAGCCAGGCUGGUCUUGAACUCCUGACCUCAGGUGAUCCGCCUGCCUCAGUCUCCCAAAAUGCUGGCAUUACAGGCGUGAGCCACCAUGACUGGCCAAUUGAACUUACUUUCUGAUAGUUGUACCUUACCAUCAAAAUAAUAUGUUUCUCUAGUGGUGUCACUUUAGUGUUCUUAAGCAAUCAGUCAAGAUUUCUGCACCUCCUUUUUAGUGGCACAAAAUUAUUGUUGUAAUAUUAUAAUACAACAAUAAUUGUAUUAUUAUAACAAUAAUUUUGUGCCACUAAAAAGGAAAUUGGUAAGUGGAAAAUUGCAAGAACAACUAUCUACUUCUCCCCCAGGAUAUUAAGUGGCCAUUAGGGACUGACCUUUCCUUCCCUGUAGAGUGAUGCAUACUGAAGAACAGCUGUGCCCAGGCAUCUAUGCAGCCUGACCUGACAUUCCCUGUAUGCUAAUGUGCCAGCACCAAGGUCAGUCAUCGUUCUCAGCAAUGUCUGUUUCUGGUAGCUCUUCUUGAAGACUUAUGGGUGCUAAAAGCAGCGUCUCUUGGUAGCUCCUUAUAUUACCAGAGACUUCUUCCAAUCUCAUUUCUCAUUGGCACUGAGUCUGAGUCACAAUUACACACCUCUGAUUUCUGCUCCUUUGCCUUCUUCAAAUUACUUAAUCACACAUUCUUCCCUGAGGCUAGAUGUUAGAUUUACUGAUUCUGCUAGAUUUCAUUACCUUAAAGCGGCACAGUUCUCCCAUCCCACUCAUGCCUUAAAGGCAUUCCCAGGUAAGAUUUGCAAUCUCUCUCUCUCUCUCUCUCUCUCUCUCUAUAUAUAUAUAUAUAUACAUACCUAUGAUUGUCAUAGAUGUCAUAUAUAGUCAUAUAUUUUCAUAUAUAUAUGGUAUCAUCCUUAAAUGUCUUAUCACAUGGGAUCCCAUAGAUACAAACCCGAUAAUUCAUCAAAUUCAUUGUACCCUGAAGAAGAAUGUAUUGCAACCUAUAAUUUAACAAAACCACAUGCAUUGCCAAAUUAAGUAUUCUUUCUGGUUUAACAGAACAGAUGAAUGUCACUGCAUUUCGCACCUUAAUAGUAGUGGUUAUAGUAAUAUUGGUCAAAUGACCAUAUAUCAUCAAUAUAUUACCAUGGAAGAAAAAUUAAGCAAUAGAAAUCUUUGGAUACCCAAUUAUUAUGACUUGAACAGAUGAUAAAAGUUGCUACAAAGGAAUCAUAUUCUAAAACGCUAAUUUAUUAGAACUGUUAACUUAAAGGAGAUCACACAGAAUAUUUGGUAGUGAAGUUACUGUAUGCUCUUUACAACCAGUGAAAACAUAUUUUGGCUCCUCUGUUUUUUUUUUGUUUUUUUUUUUUGAGACGGAGUCUCGCUGUGUCACCCAGGCUGGAGUGCAGUGGUGCGAUCUUGGCUCACUGCAAGCUCCGCCUCCGGGGUUCACGCCAUUCUCCUGCCUCAGCCUCCCGUGUAGCUGAGACUACAGUUGCCCGCCACCAUGCCCGGCUAAUUUUUUGUAUUUUUAGUAGAGACGGGGUUUCACUGUGUUAGCCAGGAUGGUCUCGCUCUCAUGACCUCGUGAUCCGCCCGCCUCAGCCUCCCAGAGUGCUGGGAUUACAGGUGUAAGCCACCGCGCCCCGCCGAUUUUGGCUCCUCUUAUACAUUCUAGAAAUCAUAUUCCCAGAGUAUGUGGUGUUAUCUAAACUGCAUACUGAUGAUAAGAUUUGGGUUAUAGAGUGCUAUUUAUAUUUAGCCAUUAGUGACAGAGUGUGGAUAUUUAUUAAUACUCCCACAUUAAACCAAUUAAAUUAUACUACUCAGGAUCUGCUGUUAAUGCUUUUUAAGCGUAAAUGUUUGAUUGAUUAAGUUCUAACAAACAAUUAAAAUGACUUUUUAAUCUUUAGGUAAUGUAAGAAAACAAUAAAAUGUGAAUGGCCACUUGAAUAUAAUCUUGUCUGGUUUUAGCAAAAGCAGAGGUGAAAAAUGUAAUUGUAGAGUUUAAGAAGUAUGUUAGCUAUUUCUAAAUUGUAAAUGUCCCAUAAUUAUAAAUAUAGCUUAUUUUUAUUAUGCUUAAUACUUUUAAUAUUGUCUUCUAAUAUAGCAAAAUACGAGGGGAAAUCAUUCUUUUAAGUAAAAGCAAUACAUCUUUUAUUCAAAUAUUACUUACUUUUUAGGCAUGGAUAUAGGAGAUACGCUGAAAUAGAGGAGAUUGGUGUUUCUUAUAAGCCAUGGGUAAUAAGAAAUCAGAGAUAGUGGAAGAAUCAAACUAAAAACAUAAACACACAUACACAAAUACACAAAUAAUCAUAGUGGCUCCUCUUAUAAAAGAUUUCCCUUUCUGGAGAUUCAGUUACCCAUGGUCAACCACCAUUUGAAUAUAUUGUAUGGAAAAUUUUGGAAAUAAACAAUAACUUUUACAUUGCCGCCUCUGAGUAGCGUGAUGAAAUCUCACACUGUCCUGCUCCAUCCCAUGUGGCCUGUGCAUCUUCUGUCUCUGGGCUCUAUAUGCUGCCUGCUCGUUAGUCACUUAGUAGAAGAUUGACCUGCAGAAUUGCAAUGAUUGUGUUCAAGUAACUUUUAUUUUACUGAAUAAUGGCCCCCAAAGCUCAUGAGUAGUGAUGCUGGCACUUCAGAUAUGUCGAAAAGACGUCAUAAAAUGCUUCCUUUUAAGUUAAUAGGUGAAAGCUCUGGAAUUAACAAGGAAAAAAAUAGUGUGCUGAGAUUGCUAAGAUCUGUAAGAAUGAAUCUUCUAUUUGUGAAAUUGUUGAACUGUAUGUUGUUAGAAUUUUCUAUUUUAUUAUUAGUUAUUGUCAUUAAUCUCUUACUGUGCCUAACUUAUAAACUUUAUUAUGUAUGUAUGUACAGGAAAAAAACCCCUGCAGUCUCAGGCACCCACUAGGGGUCUUAGAACACAUCCCCCUCAUAAGGGGGGAUAUUCAGUUUAAAUACAUACAAAUAGAAAUAUAUUUUAUAAAAACUUGUUGGUGUGAAAUAGCAAAUGUCUUACUUUAAAAUGGCUUAUAAUCACAGUAAAAAGGAAAACAACCUAUUAUGGAAUCAAUUUUAUUAAAGAAACAACUUGAAUGCUUUACAUGAAUAUUUAGGUGUAGGAAAAUAAUUUUAAAUCAAUCUUUUUGGUGACAACAUUAAUGCAAAUCUUUUCUAAAAGAGAGGUUACUUAAUAGGUUCAGUGUAUUCAACUUAGAAGAUGUGUUAUUUAGACAUAUUUUUAUUUUGUGUGUAUAGUUUCUAAUAUUUAUUUAUUUACCUGAUCAGAAAAAUGGGGGAAAUCAUUCAUUUGAAUUUUGAAAUCAGCUUUUAAUAAGUUAUCUUAUUUAUCAGGAAAAACUGGAUUUAGUGAUAUACUCUGUGUGUGUUUGUGUGUGUGUGUGUGUGUGUGUGUGUGUGUAUUAUGAGAAAGGGAGAGAGAUUGAUAGAAUGCCCAGAGGAAGAUUUUGUUCUUUUUCAUAGCAAGUUUUACUAUUACAGCCUUUACACAGAAAAUCAAGGAAAAGAAAAUAUACUUUAAAAAUUGUUGAUAAUUUUGCUCAGUGUUUAAAAAACUUUCUUAGUCAUAGGCAUAUGUUUUUCAGAGGUGGAUAUUCACCUGAUACAAAGGGACUCUAGCUUAAUAUAGUGAAUAAUAAUUUUAUUUCUGACAAGAAGUGAAAGAGAAGGAAAGCUAAGAUAAAAUAUAAAACAAGAGAAAAAUAAAGAAAAAGGAAUGUAAUAACUCUCACAAGACAAACAAUACGAAUCAUAUUCCUAAAAAUACAGUUUUUAAAAAUAUGAAAGAAAUAUUUACAUUAUUUUAGGUGAUUUAAUUGUUUUCCACUUCUAGUAUUUUAGGUGGCUAAAAAAACAUCUGGUUCAACAUGUUAGUAGUGAAAAAAGGCAUUCAUAUAUUCUAUCAGUUGGCGAGAUUGAAAUCUGCUUAUUAACAAAAUAUGUUAACUAAUUUUUAUUGACAUUUGAGAUUUCCUUGUAUAUUUAGACAAAACAAAAUUUGAUUUUGCUAUUGAAAAGGUAUUACGUGUUUAGUAAUUUUUUUCCAAGUUCUUUACAAAUCAUUUUCUAAAUAUAUACCAGUAUCCUGUAUUUAGCUCCCAGAAAGCUUUAAUUCACUGCUUGUAUAUAAGCUGGUUUUUCUUUUUUUUUUUUUUUUUGGUCUUUUUUUUCCCCCUGCAUUAUCUAUGUGUGUUUACAUCCUGGAUUGUAAUGGCCUCCGUAGAAAUAUUAUGGCCCAUCUUGUUGAUAAUCCAUAUUUUAAACUCUCUAAAUACAUGGAUGAUAUUAUCAGCUAUCAUUGUACUGAUCCCCACUUGAAGUAUGUAAAUACAUAUUUACCAGCUUAAUCUGUGUCUUGAAAGGCCCAUAUGUGUGUGUUUAUAUGAUAAAGUAUAUUUAUGCAUGUUGUAACUAUUUAUUAUUAGUAGUAGUAUUAAAAUAAUACACAAAGCUAUAAGUUACAUUUAACUAUAAGGGACACAUUGAGUUUGAGAACUUAACAUUUUCCUUUUUGGGGAAUUGUUCCACAACCUAUUGCAAAAGUAUUGAUGGCAGUGGCGGCUCAUAUGGAGCAGCCACUGCCGUGAUGCCAGCUGCAGUGAGGGAGGCGCAGUUGGCACUGUGUCCUCCACCAAGCAAGCAGGAGCACUGCCCUCCUAGGUGCAGCGGCUGCUGCCCAAGCUAGCGCUGUGGAUCCAGGCAUCCCUGUGCACUUGGGGGCCGGGAGCAGGCAGGAUCCCUGACUUCCCAGUCGCAGCUAUAGCCACCCAACCCAUGGCUGUGGACCCAGGCAUCUCUUCACUCUUGGGGACCCAGGAAGCCUCCCUGCCCACACGGGCUCAGAAAUGCCUGGUCCUGCUGCUUAGCCUCUCCCUGCUUCCCGCGCCAGAUCUCAAAGCAAAGGUGAGGCUGAUCCAGGGCGCUGUCACAACCUGGCCAGGUGAACACACGCGCACGGCAGCGCUGAGAUGCCGGCUCCCUGCUGCCUCAGCCCCCUCUGGACUUUGGGCACCGAUGAGCAUGGGAGGGAGGCUGAAGUGGGGCUGAGGGCAGCUUGGCACUGGCCUACAGCUGCCCCUUAGCAUAAGCCUGGGCACUAUGAACAGCGGUCGGAGGCAGACAGGUUCCUGGGCAGAAAGGGGCAGGUCCCUGGUGAAGCCCCACCUUCAAGCCAGGGCGGCUUGAAGUCUGGGGGCCUGGCUGCAGAAUGGAGUGAGAACUUAUGGCUCUUUUUUCAGGCCCACCCAUGGCUGCCUAUGGACGAGUCAGCAUACACUUUUCCCCUCUGAAACCCAUAAAAAACCCAGACUAAUCCAGACAAGCAAAACUCAGGCAAAGGCACCAGUGGCCAUAGAGUUUUCUGGCUGGUGAAGCAACACCCCAAGUUUCCCUAAACAAUAUGCUCGUGGCUUUUGGGCUUUCUUUUAACAUUUUAUUUUCUUUGUCCUAGAAAGUAUGAACAUACUACCUAAGAUUCUAUAAGAAUAUGAGAAGUGCUUUUUGGAUUUUAUUUUUCUUUUUUGGACUAAAUUACUUCAAAAACAUGGACAUGUGGCAGGAUGAGGUAACUUCUCUAAUAACCAAAACAACCAUUGCAUGACAUAUAAGUUUUAGACAUUCUCCACUUUACAAAGAAUUCUUACAGGCUGGAUACUCAUGGUUACCAUGCUACUUAGGUUAUGUCAAUUUUAGGGACUUUUUUUUCUUUUUUUUUUUUUUGAGACAGUGUCGCCGUGUCACCCCAGCUAGAGUGCAGUGGCACGAUCUCGGCUCACUGCAACGUCCACCUCCCAGGUUCAAAUGAUUCUCCUGUCUCAGCCUCCUGAGUAGCUGGGAUUGCAGGCACCCCCCACCAUGCCCAGCUAUUUUUUGUGUUUUUAGUAGAGCAGGAUUUCACCAUGUUGGCCAGGUUGAUCUUGAACUCCUGACCUCGGGAUCCACCCGCCUUGGCUUCCCAAAGUGCUGAGAUUACAGGAGUAAGCCACCGUGCCUGGCCAAUUUUAGGGACUUUCAUGCCAUUUGUAGUGUUUGGAGUAUAUUCUUGUCUUAUUUCUCUGAAAUUUUAUCCACUGAUUCAAGCUAGAAACUAAUCUUUUUUAUGGUGUUGAAUAUGAAGAAUUUGGAAAAUAAAAUCAAAUACAGGAUUAAAUCGUAAUUUGAAUAUUUGUAGGGUUUCCUCUCUAACUAGAUUGAGAACUAAACUACUCACUCCCCAUUUUUCAUUUUGUCAGUAGUUGCUCAGAUAUUCUUGAAAAAAAAUGUAUUAGAAAGUGAAGUAUUGCUACAUUUUAGAGUCAGGUCUCUUAGUUCCAUCAUGCAUUGGACACCACAGAAAGAAGUUUGGUAAUUUAAGCCCUGAAUGCACUUACAUACAUGAUAUCACCCCAAAAGGGCAUUUAUAAGGACACUUGUUGACUUGUAGUUUGGAUACAUUCAUUUCAGAGCCAAACACUGUCACCAACAGGUACCAUCUCUUAACCUCAUUCCUCUGGUUUGUUCCUUUAAAAGACUUUGCUAUGGGGCCCCAGAAGUAGGCCCAGCUUAUAUGUUCUCAGCAUGCAAUCUUCUCCAGAGUGCACACAUUAGCUGUGAUAUUCACCCCAUCUCCCUAUGAAAAUGAGCCACAAGGCCAUCCCUGAACAAAUAUUAGUGUCUGUGAGGACAGAAGGUGCUGUUUCUAAUGGGCCUUGCUUGUCCUUGGCCUCAGAUUCAGAGACUGAAGGUGAAGACGUUUGUCCAGAGCAAAUCUGGACAGUUACUAAAAUAAAUGAAGUGGAUUCCAGUCUGAAGGCAACAGCAAAUAUUCAAUACAUGUGGCCUUUGUAUUUUAAUUUUAAUAAGUUUAGACUGUGUUCACCAGAGCAUUUUAUAAUGUGUGUGUAAUUGCAUGUAUAUGUGUGUGUGUGUGUGUGUAUGUAUGUGCAUGUGUGUAGCUGAAUACUCCUUUAACAGACCUAGUCUUCUAGAAAAGUUUUAACUAGUAAAGGCAGAUAUUUUUGUUGGUGAUGUUGGGAGGUUUACAAUAUUUGGGCUUUUCCAUCUGUCUCUGUCUACAUGUAAAAUACAACCACUUAAAUCUCAAAGCAGGGAAUACAGUAGCACUCCUUCUUAAUGAAUGUUCAGUCAGAAUUAUCUUUGCUGAGGGCACACACCUGUGUGUAGCUGGCAUCUCAAACCUGGGUCUACCUGAAGUUCACUGCCGAUAGUAAUUGAUUUUCUUCCUUCAGUCAGCUUAACAUAGAUCAAGAGUGAAGUGGCACUUGGCUACACACACAAUCUCAGGAGCUGCAAUUUUGCUGUUGCCUGUCAUACAGAACCCUUCUUUCGUGGUUUCCAUAGAGGCUGGGCAUGUUUCUGAAUUUAAUUUUGAAACACUGCCUGAUUCCUUCCUAUAUAUCUGAGUUAGAGAGACAUCUCACACUGCCAGAUCUGAAAAGAAAAUCACUCCCUUCACCUUCAUCCAGUUCAUUACUUUCCCUCUUCAUUAGUGCUUGGAAUAGUUUUAUAAUAUUGGAUUCCCAUUACCCAAAACAGGAGAUAAUAUUUUAUUCUUAUUUUUGAAAUCUUAGGAUUAACAGUUAACGUCAUUACAAAAACACUGAUGUAUACAAAAAUUGAUGCUAUUUUGUCAUUUUAUUCACAAAUUGGAAGUAAUUUUAUGCUAUUCUAAGUUCAGAAAAGAGAUGAAAUGUCCUUAUUUCUAUAAUUUGAGGAAAAUAACACAGAAUUUUGGGGGCUAAAAGAGGUCAAAUCGUCAAUGGGACCCAUGCUGGGCUUUUUUGGAAGUCUCAUACAAAGCCUAAAAAAAGUUUCAAAGGAAAAGGGCGAGAGAGGAAGAGGGGCCAAGAAUUACACUUUUCUGUUCAAUGCAGGUAGCUUUCAGGAGUGGGAUUUGAACCACAUUAGAAUUAAUUUACUAUGUAUACAUAGGGAGAGCAAGUAAGGGAAAUAAAUUUUCUUUUCCAGUAUAAUGUUUAAAUAAGACUUAGGUCGUAGGUAAAUUAUUUUGUAGCAGAUGUUGCCCUCAGACAUAAAGGUGACUAUAUGAGGAUUUAUUGGAUUUCAAAAAUGACCAUACCAUGUAGAAGAAAAAUUAAGGAAAAACAUAAUUUUAAAUUAUGAAGUUAAAUGAAGCUACAUUUGAUGUUAGUAAAGUAUCAUAUUGUGUGCCUAGAGAAGUCUAUGCUAGUAUUCCUAUCAAAUUCUCUCCUACCUUUUCUGCUCCUAAUUUCCCAAGCUAAGAAUCCUGGAGUUAUGCUAGGUUCUCCCUCCCCUCAUCCUCACCUCCAGCUGUUCUCUAACAUCUGUAAUUUCUCCUUUUGGAAUGUCAUAGUUUUUCUCACAUUGUCUUAACUGAUCCCAUAAUCACUUUUACCGGAACUAAUGCCAUGAUUGUAUAUUUUCCCAAGUACUUUUCUAGUAGGAAAAAUAAAGCAAUAGAGUCAUUGUGGAAGGACUCCAGAUAAAACUUCACAUUUAUGUUAAACCCUCCAUUUUUCCUAGCAGCCAUUUUUGAGCUACAAAGUAAACAUUAGAGUGUUUCCAUUAACAUUUGUCAAAAGAAUAAUUUUUUAUUAUAUUUGAUAUUGUUAUGUAAGAUAUUCACAUAGCUCAACAAAAGUGAAUCUCCAACAAAAGUGGAUGGAAUGGGUUAUAGAUCAGACUUUUCAAAUAUGGCAUCAUUUUAAAAUUAUUAUUAUUCUUGUUUUCUUUAUUGUUAUGAAAUAUGUUGAGUAUAAAAAUGAAAGAGAAAAUUUGCUGUUUAAAUUGCCUAACAUUUUAUAAACUAUAGCUAAUUCCUAAUUAUAUCCCUUGAUCUUAACUAUGUGAGAAAAGAAUUUAUUUUCAAUAGCAUAUUAUGCUGUUUUAAUUUUCACUGCUUCUAGUUCACUUAGUUAAACAUGAAAAACAAGCGUGGGGGGAAAUCACAUAAUUUUCAUGCGGUACACAUAGUAGUAGAACGAUCCCUGAUUUUUUCAUACAUAUGUUUGUCAAGAAGACUUUUAUAUGUGCCUAUAUUUAUGCAUUCCUUAUUUAGGUGGCUGUAGGCUAUUGUAAAACUCAUCGUCAUUUUCUUCAUUUUUAAAUUUUGCUACCUUUUAAAGCUAUCUGUCUUUUAAUAAAUUUGGAUAUUACAGAAAUGCUUAGAUUUAAUCACAUUUAUUUUUUGAAAAAUAAAUUAUCCUUAAAAAAUAACAUACCUUCAUGCUAGAGUUUUUAUUUAAGCUGCUCAUGAGGCAACAAUUACAUGAGAAUUCAGAGAGACAAGCCACCGAGGUACCGUUUUCAGUACCCAAGUGGCUUCUACAAAACAGAGCAUCCAGGGGUAUAUUUUCUUUUAACUUGACUUCAUCUCUCUCUAAUUAGUAGUGUGCAAUGUACCAUUAUGAUGCCUGCUUCACCCCCUUGGUUCUUGCACCUCCCUUCGGGGAUUUCCCAGCUGUUUUGCUCUCCUGUUGUAAUUGAAAUCUUACUUGUUCCAGCCUAUAAUUGAUAGUGAACCCAACCAUUUUAUGUUUGUCAUGCAACAGAUGUACAACAGAAAUACUCAAUGUAGCAUAUGGAAAAACUGCCCUACUAGAGUGAAAUUAGAGCCAUUCCUAUAGCACAGCUCCCAUUCUCUCAACAGUUUAGGUUUUUGCCUCCUUGCAAUUGCUUUGUUGCUGCACAAGUCAAUAUAAAAUUCUGGUAGUUAUUUAGUAGAGAAUGUUUCUUCUUUAACUUUGUUACAUGAUUGUAUAUAGUAAGGGUUACACAGAAUAAGAUAGAUACGUUAAAUAAAACAGGGUUCUCUGUAUAAUUCUCUUGUCAAAUUAUUUUAAAUUAUUUUGAUUAAAUAAUUAACCUUACAUAAACAUAUCAAUGCCCAUGAAUAAGUCAAGAUGUAUUUGAAUAUUUAACUAUAUUUUUAUUUUCCAAAUACUUGCAAAUGCAAAAGGAAUCUCCAAGUCAUCUAAUUCUGAUUACAACUCUAUUCAAGAGCCAGUUUUUGCUUUGAAAAGAAAUACUACCUUUCUAAUGUAAUAUAAAAGAUCUUUGAGUAGUUGAUUCCAUAUUAGAGGAUAUAUUCAGUAUUCAGAAAAUGGUGCUAGAUUUUUUUUAAUAUUGUUUGACAGACUUUUGUAUGGGUAUAUUGGGCCCUCAGUGGCUUGACUAUUGUGGGAAGAGAUGGUGUGAACAGAGCACCACAAGGGCUAAGGGAAUUGACCACAUCCUAGGAAUGGCCAACAACCUGUCCAGGUGGAGUGAGAUGCCCAAAUGCAGUGUCCAUGGCACUAAGAUUUUUAGGCAAAAGUCUCAUGAAGUCAGAUCAAGAAGGCAAAAUAUGAAAGAAGAAUAUUUGAAUAGUUGUGAAUCAGAAAAUAUAAUGAAUGGCUACUUCAUAGUUCCAACUAUUCUUUUCAGUUUUCUUCAGAACCCCAGGCAAUCCCUGAGAAUAUGAGGACUAGGGUGGCAGUGAAAAAUAAUUGACAAGUGUUUGGAGGUGUGAUAGCACAUCAGUCAAGGGCUUUACGAUGCACAUCAGAACUCUAAGCCCUGGUGGAGAGGAGAAGGGCUAAUUAGCUAACUCGGGCAGAGGACUGCAUGACUGAUGGUAUCAGAGAGGUAUUUUUGAAAAAUGAUUGAUAAUAUGAUAGUAAGUACAUCUGAAAAUGCAGAAGUGGAGACAGGGAGAUGAAGAUAAAGCUUGUUAAAAUAUGCAGGUAAGAUACCUGAACUGAAGAAGAAAAUGGCAAAGGCCACUGCAAGUACCCAUCGCACAGGAAGACGUUUCAGAGGCGUAGCUGGCGUGACUGGCUGCCACACUCUGUGAAGUAUGAAGCAAAAACUAGAAAAUGACCUAGGUAUCUGUAGCCUGACAGACUAGAAAUGCUUUGCCAUUAGUAAAAGAGGAAAGACUCUAGAGAAAAGAAAACGAUAGAUUUGGGGAUACCUUUUUUAAAAUUGGGACGUCAUAUCUUGGAAAUUCUGUUGAGAUAUCUAGAGACAAUGUAAGGUAAUUUUUCAGAAGCAAGAAACUGGAGUGCAAGAAAGAGAGAUGUCUAGUUGGACCUAAAAAAUACAAAGUGAUUGUUGCACAUUAAUAAGUUACAUAAUAUUAUAUAUAUAUAUAUCUCAGAAUAUUC